This is a messenger RNA of Cinara cedri, 72170 nucleotides long. The record is from the annotation of a GenBank genome assembly. NCBI's taxonomy places the organism in Eukaryota, Metazoa, Arthropoda, Insecta, Hemiptera, Aphididae.
CGUUGCCAACUUCGGUCGGAGUACGUCGUGUGCUGAGAGCGUCGCGCGUCGUCAGCUGGUACCCACGCACGCACAGUCCCGCCGUCGCCGCCGCUGCCACCGCCGCCGCCGUUGUCAUUCCGCGCUCGUCCUGCCCGCGUACACGUCGCCGAAUUCGCGGUCGACGCUGUGUCUGUUUAACUUUUCUUUUUUUUUUUCCCCUUAUUCUUUUUUCUUUAUUAUUUUUAAAAAUAUUAUACUCGAGUGUUCGUCAGCGUGCGUUUCCAGCAUUUCGGCCAGUGCGUGUUCAAGAUCCGGCCGGGAAAAAAAACGUGCGGAUUUUUAAUUUUUUUUUUUUUUUUCUAAAUACUUUACGCGAGUUGUAUCGGUUCAUUAAUUUUUUUUUUGUACUUCUAUUCGCUGUUGCACCGUAUAAAUCCAUACGUAAUGUUUACGUAACCAUGGUAGACAAAUAGCGAUAUAUUGGUCAGGUCGUCAGCAAUCUCAAGGUAAGACUACCGAGUUGAUAUAAAGAAAAAAAUUACACCGCAAUUUAAAUUCGUUUGUUUGUUGUUGAGACUAUCUGCUCGUAUUAAGUAUAUUGUUGUAUUAUAUUUGUUUGUUCACUGUAUAAUUAUCGUUUCUAUACGUAUAUACCUACCUAUAUCGUAACAAUGUUGUGCACUGUAUUGUACCGAUUAGUAGUUGUAGUCGAGAAGUCCUUAAAAUAUAGUCACCUACUUACGAAAAAUUAAAACAAAUUAUAGGUUUUUUUUUUUUUCAAUUUUCUCGCGUGCUCUUCCGUGGAUAUAAUAACGACUGAAUAGAACAUAGAAAUCGUUGUGCAUAGAUACAUGGAAACGAGAAUUGCAUAGAAGUAUCUCAAACCGCUAUAAUCAAAUUUUUUACACGUACGUAUAUUAAUGCGUGAUAUUGACACCACGGAAUUAUUAUUAUUAUUUGUAUUUGUUUUAUUUAGACUUUGUUCGACAGGCGCGAUUAUAAUACUUUAUAGUAUCUACGAGAUUAAUAAUCAUACACCUAUAAACACGCGUUAUGAAUAUAAUACCUAUUUUAAUGAGGGGGGGGGUAAUAAAAAAAAUGAACGACUAUAUUAUUAUAUGCGCCGUGAUUAAUUGGAGGGGGGGGUAUAGUAUUAUUUAUUUCGGUAAAAAACGGAUUUAGUAAUAAAAAAAAAAAAGUAUUAAGCGUCGAGCACUUUGGCCAAACGACGGAAAACGUGGAUCCACGUGUGCCGGUGGUGACUGGAUGGAAGUAACAGCGACAUUCGUAACAGUUACCGAAGCGUAUAAUACAAUACGAUCAUAAUAAUAUAGUUUGGACCCAGUAGAAAUAGAUAGAACCGAGAUAGGUCAGGUUAGGUUAGGUUGCCCGUGUAGGAUUCACACUCGCAUACGCGUACCGUAAAUCCGUUUAUGUGUGUUUUUCAACUACAUUUCUAAUAACGAAAAACCCGAGUAUAUUCGACAUUAAUUGGGGGGUUUUUUUUUUUACCUCUCAGUAUUGGCCGAGCACAGCCGUUCGCCUUUUACCACGUCUCAGUUAUUACACCGUCUCAGUGGCGCCCGAGUAUUUCACGAUAGUUUCACGUUUAGCGUUUGUGCAUGACGCCCACGACCCGCCUGCCCGCCCGCGCCGAAACAACUCCGUACCGGUUGAUGCAAAAUGCCGUUUAGACCGUUCGUCCGUCAAAGGUGUAACGGGGUCGGUAUACCGCACACCUCGCGCACCGUACCACACAAACGCAGCGUUGGGCACCGAUAAAAACCAUUAGCAAUAAGUCGAAUGGCAUAACGUACGUACAAUACGGGUGUUAUGCCUGUACAGCUAGGUACACAGACGUUAUGUUUUGUAACGCGAUGACCUUUUGGCCAGAACCGCGGUAAUAAUAACACACGGUAUACUGUGUAAGUAAGGCACUCCCGCCCCGCGUAUCUGGUCGUUCGAUAAAAAUUACCACCGUUACCAGCGUUCGAUUGUAUUUUAAUCCCGCGGGGUGUUGUAAGAGACGGUGUAAACCGAGUGAUAUUCGGAAACGAUCGUCGUGUCGUCGUGUGCACCGUCGUCCUCGUGGACUCAUUACAAUAGUGUGGUGUGCGCGGUGUGUCCGCCAAUCUCCGUACGGUCGUAUUAUAAUUUUGAGUACAGUGUAAAUCGCUGCCCAAUAGGCGCUGCGUGCCCUCGAUAACCCGAGAUUUUCGCAAUUAAUUGCCGAGAUUUUCUAGUGAAGACUUCCCGUGUAAGAUUGCCUAACGCGAUUUCUACGGUCACCAGACGUUGUGUUUUGUACACGCUGAUUUACCGUCCGAUAUCGAGCGGCCGACGGCGAUCGAAGAAACGAAAAUAAUAUUUUAUAAUACCAACAAAAUAACAAAAAAUAGUGUAACGCGUCGUUCUCGUCACACGCGUCGAGUUUCAACCCCCGCGUCGAAGAACGCGUCGCGAUGGCAAAUCGCCGUACGGAAUACGCCUACACGUCCUGAUGCCGUCUCUGUUACGACUUAUUACCGUACCGCACGUUGAAUAACCGUUUUUUAAUUGCGUGUAAACGGGGCAGCGUUUUGUCGGGUUUCUGUUGAGAGGGAGGGGGGGGGGCGAAUGGGAGAGGGACGAGCGAAAUACGUUUUCGCCCGGGCCGUGCGUAAGGGGAGCUAGUUGGCCGCCUCUCGAGACGAAUUCGGAAAAGCAUUUUCACCGGCAGGUGUGUAAUAUGCAUUUCAACGUAAACAACGAAUAGAAUGUAAUUCCGAUAAUAUACAGGGGGGACGUAGGGGCCGUGGCCCCUCGCUCCCCGCCCAAGCCCGUAUUUUCGUUAAAAACAACUAUGCAAAAAAAAAAAAAAACAAUUACAUAAUAUAGACUAUUGCAGACACGUACAAUUGUGUAGUCAAGAGGUAUCUAAAAACCAUAACAAUCCUACAAUAUACCAUGUAUACUGCGAUUUUUUUUUUUUUUAUUAUUAUUUUUACGAUUUUCUGAAAAAUAUGACCAGCUCCCCCACCCCACCUCCCCUCAACCAUGUCUCCGAAACCGUCCCCGCGAUAAUGUAAUACGGGAAUAUUUUACUAUUAUUAGGCGUAUGCGUAUGCGCGCAGUUCGUGUGUCGUAUGUACGUCUUAUUGUUGUGACUGCAGUCUGCGCUGUAUUAUAUACGUACCUCUGGCAGCUGCGUGGUGCCGGGAGUUGUUUCGAGAAAAGGCGAUAAUUGUGCAGGUAAUUUCCAUUAAUGUGCUCUCUUUUCUCUUUCAAUUUUUAUCGGCCGGGGGGCUGUAACCCAUCGGGUCUAUUUCCCGACACAUCGAUCCUCUUCGCAUAUACCUGCGUACGUUUCCACGUGUAGAAAACGUUCUUUCAGAAACGGAACAAAUAACCGGAACGGUUGGCAUUCAAAUGCGUGUAUAACGCGUGAACACGACCUAUGGGGCGGGCAAGGGGGCACUAUAUCCCGCUUGGUCUGCGCUUACGAGUGCAAUAAAUAAAUAAAAAACGUAUCGAUUUUCUUAUAACUGCACAAAUACGCGUUGACGAACCGUGUUUUAGACGCGAGGUUUUCGGAUUAGGUAUGCCAAUAAAUGUGAUAUAUUUUUUUUUUUUUUUUUCUCUACGUGAACAAAAAAAAUCGCCCAGUUUGUGUACACCGCGUAACGUAAAACGUGCCAUGCUAUAUCGCCGGGUAUAUUAUUACAGCGCGAUACGACCGUCCCCCCCACAGCGCAACGAUAAUGUAUAACAAUAUCAUGUGUAUAAUAUUGCGGUGCAUCGCGCAAAGCAAACCGUCUAAUCGCGAGCGCACAGUCCACGCGGUGCACGUGUGCCUUAUUGGAAGACAAGAAAAAAAAAAAAAAACCGUAGUAGGCGCGAUAUAGUUGCGUGCACGCUGCUCUGUGUCGCUCUGCACAGCGAAAUGUGCGACGAUCGGCCCGAUUCAAGGAUCUUAAGUGUUUUCUAAUCAAAUACGUAUCUACCUACCUACCUACCUGACUACCCACCUUUAAUGCCUUGCCUAUUCUCUCUCCCGCCCGUUGACCCACAUCGAGCUCACUCGACUAGAACGACGACGACGGCGACGCAGUGCUGCACACACGUUUUCUCGACACGAACAAUAAUAAAUAUAAUAUAGGAAAUCGAACUACAUUAAAACGAAUUUAUCCGCGAACAAUAUAAAACUUCAUAUCGCGGACCGCUUCUUUUUCGAAAAAAAAAAAUAAUAAUAUGAAUAUGAAUACGAAUAACGAGAGAGAGAAAAAAGAAACCGAACCCAUCGCCGCCGACGAUGAUGUCUACUCGUCGUUCCAUUAUUAUUCCCGCUCUACUGUUAUUUUUGCGUUUUUUUCGCCACACGAUAGUCACGGCCAGACAACCGCAGUAAUAACCGCUGUGCACCGACUGUCGUCUUGUAGUACGCGUUAUUAUUUUGGCAACUGCCGCACACGGCCGGCAAUCGGAAAAUAAUCGAUUUUUCAACCGUCUCCGCAGAUAAUUAUUAAUAACACACGCGGACGAGAUUCCGUCGAUUCCCGUGUACGGUUGUUUUUAUAAUAUCUCAUUGUAGCGUGCAUUAUAAUGUAUCAACAAGUUUUAUUACGUACCAUUAUACGCGUGCGCGUAUAUUAAUAUUAUGUAAUAUGUGUGUGUGUGUGUGUGUGUGUGUGUGUGUGUCGCAACGAAACAUUUGGAGGCGAAAAUGCAAAAUUCUACCGCAGUUUCCGGUAACAGACUUUUGCGUUUUAGUUGUAUUUUCCGAUUGUUUGGGUAUGGUUCUAGCAGAACUCGUGGCCGUGUUGUUGGCCGGCGACGUCAUCAUCGAGCGCGUCCGAGGAACGUGGGCCGUUACCCUGCCAACGGCAUCGUAUACCGUAACCGGGGCAACCGCGGGUGUAUGGUGUUGCCCCGUGCGACCGACCGAGUGCCACCACGAGUGUUGGACUUGAGAUGAAGUAAAUAUAUAUAUAUAUAUAUGUAUUGUAUAUAAUGGAGAGGAAAAAAGCGAGAAAAAAAAAAUUCGAAGCGAAACAAUUGGUAUUCAUAUUAUAAAGCUGGCCGUAUAAGGACGUUGUAAAGAUUUUCGGUGGGCCUGAUCGAUGUUCCGACACGCGGUCGUUAGACUUUCGCGGACAGAGGCGCCGCCGCGUAUCUCGCGACCGGAUGUCACGGGAUAAAUUAAUAUUGUACAGGAAUUUAACGCGGGCGGUGUUGGAUUAUAGAAAAAAAUUGAGGAAAAAAAAAAAAAAGACGCCGCGAUGAAAACAGAAUGGCGAAUAUACGAGUUAAUCAUCCGAAUGAACUCGUUGCAUUUUAGGUAAACGAACGAGGGGCCACAGAUUUUGUUUUUUAGUUGUUUUUUUAAUUUUCAGCUCGAUAUACGUGGCCGUGGCCUGGUUUCGUUUUCUAACGCUUGCGGUUUGCCCCUUCGCGUGUUGUAUACACCGCGAGUGGGUGUGGAAAACUCGUUAUAACCAAUGAAAACCAAACUCGUUUUUCUCGACUGAAAUUCCUACGAGUCUUUUUUUUUUUUUCUUUCAACGCCAAACUGUUUUUUUUUUUUAUGAUCGAAAACGCCACGGUUUUGAUUUCGCACACCGGCAGCAGCACUACUACUGUAUCGCCCCGACUGUAACUAAUUUAAUUGACGUUUAAUAUUAUAAUAAUAUAAUAAUACACGAGUAUACGGGAUCGCGUUUGGUAAUUAACACGGCCAAUCAAAAUAUAAUUUCGCUCAGACGGUACGAGUAAAAUAUUAUCGCGGUUAAUGUGCGCGAGUUUUUGUCUUAGCUCGGCUCGUUCGCCGCCGCAGUUUCGUGCGAAACGACCCGCGCGGCUUUAUCGCGUCGCGUAGGUCGCGGCCGAACGUCGAACGUCUGCUUAAAAAUAGGUUUUUUUUUUUUCUUCUUUACGCCCCGUUCUUUCUCCUCCGAGUGCACCGAUUAAAAACGUUUGCGAUUUCCUAUUGCCGCGGACAUGAUGUUAUUUUAUGGCCGCCGACUCGGUGCGCGCAACGUCAUCCGUACAACGAUUGUACUCUGCAGUGGCGUGCUCAGAAUUUGCAUGUAAUAUAACGGAGGGGGAACGCAGGGCAAUCUGAAUUCGACUGGUUAUCGGUGUCUCACUCGGGUACCCGUUCCUUCAAACAAUACCGAAUGGAGGGAGGGGUACGACGCUCUCGUCCCCCCUCUCGUGCGCACGCCACUGUUUAUAUCGUCAUACCGUCCUCGUGGUCCUGCAUCGCUACACAAUAUUUUCGUAUGUAACCUACAAUCGUAGCCGCGAUCGGUCCACCGACUUAGAGAGAGCCGAAAUUCUAGACGCAUCACAGACCCGCGGGCGAAAUCCCUCCACAGUCCCCUUUGCACGACACUUAUAAUAGGCUAUUGCACGUUUAUGUAAAAAUGUACUAUGACUUUUUCACGUACAUUAUGUGUCGUUUGUAGGUAUAAUCUGGAUUUUGUUCUGCGUAUUAACAUUAUGAAACUCGUGGGUAUACAUAAUAUUUAGUCGAUACUAUAUUAUAAAAGAGCUGACUGGGUAUUUUCGGGGUGCUAGAGACUCCCUAGCAGCCCCCCAGUCUACGACGAUAUUAUAAUAUUAAAACGAUCACGCUCUGUACUGCGGUGACUCGGUAAAUUCGCGUCUUAUUAAACGCGUAAUACGUAACAAAAAAAAAAAAGUAAUAAUACUUCAUCGGAAAAAUUCUCAAUCUUCGGUAUGGGUAUAUUAUUAUUAUAUACGGGAUCUCGUUCUUAGAACGCGUCGAUAUUGGUAGAAAAAAAUAAAUAAUAAUAAUAUGAAAACCACGUUGAACGACCGCGUCGCCGGGUCGUCGGACGACCGGGCCAGGCCCCGUAUCCGUAGAAACGCGUAUAGGUAAAACUCGUUAUCCCACCGAGCGGCAGCAGCCGCGGCUACCACCACGCGCGGCGGUGACGAGGACGAGGACGCGUGAUGUAGCAGCUGUGUGUGCAUGCGGUGUACCCGAUCGUCGUCGUCGUACGGGCACACGACAUUGUAUAACGACUAAAAACGUUCGAGAGAUGCUGUUCUCGACGGCGCGGCGCAAUAAACCGAUUGUCAAGGAUGCGAUUUCGCGCCGCCUCCUGACUGAGUUGUCGUGUUUUGUUGUUCGUCGUCGUCGCCGUCGAGGCAUAUUUUAACAACGGUGCCAAGGUCGUCGUCGUCGCGUAGCAGGCCUCGUGCGAACCGGUGGCGUCGCACUGUUUUGCUAUCCCGAUACGUUCCUCCCACCCCCCCCCNCCCCCCCCCCCCCCAUACUUUCCUGCCAAACCGCCGCCAUGAAUGGAAAACGGCAACGGGAAAAACCGAUAAUAUGAAUAAUAUCGCGGUUGUUAUUUGUAGGCGACGCGCGCGCCCGUAAAAAAUCUACGCCGGGUAAACUCGGCCCGUCGGCGGCGGCGGCGGGCGAUUAUCCCGCUCGUCAUCCGCGUGAGCCGUGCGGCGGCGGAGGCGGACGAACGGCUAACGUACGGUAUAAUAGUAACAAUAUAAUAUUAUUUUGUCCUGCAAGACGGGAACCGGCGGCGGCGUCGAGAGUAUAACGAGACGGGCGACAAUAAAACUGCCAGCCGCCGCCGCCGCCGUGUCCCGCCCGUUACGAUAUGAUAUUGCGUAUUAUUAUUUUUAUUAUAUAUUGUCGUCGUCGUACCUAUUCAAAUAUCGCCGAACAACGCCACGUCGUAUUUUGGUGUAAAAAAAAAAAAAAAAAAAUAAAAUGUAAUUAUUUACCUAACCGACACGCCACCGUCGCUAGAUGUACGGCAAACACAAUAAAAUAAUAUAUCGAACGACCGUAUAAUAAUAUUGUAAAAUGUACACUUCCGUCGCGCGGCGGGACCUUAUCGCGCCGAUAGGACACUCGUCGCCGAAGGAACACGCGUCGGUGUCGUCCACGCGCUCCUUGUCAGUCAGAGCCGCGUGUUCAGCCGUUCGGCGCCCAUCAGCAAACAAUAAUUGUCAUUUUUUUUUCCUCUCCAUAAAAGACGUUCACGCGGUAAAAUGGCGAUAGAAAAUCGCCAUUUUAUCGCCGUGUCGCCGUAAUAAACCGGAUACGAACCGGAAUAUCGGAAAAAGCGUCCUCACCUCCAUCCCACGAUUUUCACCGAUCGGACUGGAAAUCGCGGACCAAACAAGCAAUAAGCGUUUAGCGAAAACCUCACUCCGACCGAAAUUCGGGAUAGUACAAAAAGAUAAGAGCGCGAACAAAUUCUUUAAAUGUAAUAACUUACGCCGCUAAAUAACAGCUCGGAAAUUUGUUCGCAUUUAUCACUUUCAACAAAAAAAAAAACGACCAAAAAUAUGAAAAAAUUAAAAAUUAAAAUCAAGUUUCACUUUCGGAGUGUCUGUCACACACACACACGCAUCGAAUUACGGCGUAUACUUGGAAUGCAUUGUCCUAUAGAGCUAGUGCGUGAAAAAAAAAAUAGAAUGAUUGACAAUCGGUACGGAUGAAGAAUACUCAAUACCUAUUUAUAGGCAAAUAUUAUGAACAACUAAUUUUCUCGAGUCUAAUGGGUUUUUUUUUUUUUUUAAAUUCGGUGCAACCUAAUUCAACACUAAAAACCCGUAGAAAUACAUAACUAAUAUCCACUAAAUAUUUAUAAUACCAUCGCCCAAAAGUACAAAACUUGAGUUUCACUUUUAAAGCGCAUUUUUGUCACACGAAUCGUAAUGUGCCCUGUACAUAUUCUGUAUAUUCUGUAGAGACGCCCGGAAAAAUGAAUACACUGCCAUAUUAUUAUUAUCUUGGUGCCGAGUAACAUUCUAUACCAAACUGAGACUCUUCGGGAAAAGACCCUCUUUACCUUCAUAUUUACACGGCCGUUUGGGUUCCCUGCUCCAAUCCACCCCCUCCCCCCACUAAAAAACAAAAAAUCCGGGUUCUUUUUUUUUUACUAGUCGUAAAUCCGGCUUUGUAACUCCCCUACCCGCGCAGCAAUCACCGUGAAAUAUUUCUAGACCAUUGACCCGGACGCCGGCGACGGGCCUCCUAAAACUGUCGGAACGCUAUAAUAGAAUAUUCGAAUAAUAUUUAAAAUAUCGUGUAGAGACGAAUUUUAUUCGUUAUUAUUAGUAUAAAACAAUAUUAUUAAUCGUGUUUCGGACACACCCGCUCGGGAUUUCAGACAAUUUAUUCCGGAGUGUACGGUACCCACGAUAGAAAUAUACAUAAGUUGGUAAUAACAAACGACGAAAACAUUUAUAAUAAUGUGUAGUGACGCGCGCGAGUAGUUUUGCGGAAUUAUUAGUCACCGGGUCCAAAAUGGUUUCCGUCACAGAAAACUGUCAGUGAUGGGUACCGUUUUCCACAAUAAUGUACACCUACUGCGCCUACUUGCGUAUAACGACAUUUCGCUUUUCCGUUUUAUAAUAUACAACAAUAUUAUUAUCCAAUACGAACCGUAUAAAAUUCGUACGAAACGAGCAUGUCUUUUUUUUUCCCCCGUUACUUUCGAUGUUUGGGCCCAUACACCGUCCAAACGGUCUCCGGUUUCCCUAUUCCUUCCGAUUCACUGCUGCGGGCUUUACUUUUCCUAGAUUUUCCGAUAUAGCUUCCCGUCUGAGUACACAAAACUGGAGUAGGUACCUUACUAAAAUGCAUUAUUGAAUAUUUUUCGAUGCACCAUUCGGCAACAAUCAAAAAUCUUUGUUAUUUUUUCGGAUAUGUAUUUUUUUUCUACAUAAAUUGUUUCGUUAAAAAAUCAAUUUUUGAACUAGAGUUAUCCGGUUGUUGCUCCAAAAUUUUCGAAAAUUCAUCAGGUAAAAUUAUAAUAUUAUAGUUAGAUCGUUAAUAAAAUAAUUAGAUAUUAUUUACCUAUCACGGUAUUUUUUUAUUUUUAGCAUACUUAUUAAUAUUUCAUUCUUUUCGAUAUUUUCGCAAAGUUCUCUGACAUUUCCCAUAUUCCAAUAUUGUGUACCGUGUGUUUGAUAAUACAAAACGUAUAUCAUUAUAAAACAAUAAUAUGUUGUCGAAUAUUGUGCACUAAUAAUAUUAUAAUAAUUGAUUUAAAAAAAUAUUUAUAUCAUACGUUUCCCCGUCGAUUGAAUAUUAUCUAACCUAUAAUGACACGGAUAUAAACAAAUAUUAUUGUACAAAUACGUAUUUAAUUAUUAAUUUAUCAUUUCAAUAGUUAUCUCUCUUUUUUUUAUUUUUUCCGAUUUUAGAGCGUUAAUUGUUCGCCUCAACGAACACUGUUUACUUUGGUACUGACAAAUAAAUAUCCCGCGUUCCGACUCGUUGAAACACAACUGCCUCAUUAUAAUAACAAUAGUAUAUUUUCAGAGAAUUUAUUCGAUAAAUUGUGUUUGGAUACGAAUUUUUUAAUUAAAAAAAAACCAUGCCCGGGCGACAUAGGUGUCGGUUGAUUUAUAUGCAUGUUUUAAGGAAGUUUUUUGUAUCCACAUAGACCCCAGUAAUGCAUAAGAGAACUCCGCUAGAAAAUUAAUGGCAAUUAAUGAUUGAAUUAGUAGAUUGUGUAACAAAACAUGGGAAAUACUCUUACUGGCAGGGGAGGGGUAACUGGAAAAAGUCCAAUUGUCAAGAGGAAGGUUCCGUUUGUCUGCUCGUGGAACUCGUCUACAAUAAUAUACUCAUGAAGCUUUUUUUAACUGGAAACUCAAGGGACAUUCACUUGAAAAAAUGCCCUGCAGGCUAAACCAGCGUGUAAAAAUAGUUUCGAGAUUAGGAUUUGUCGACAUAAUAAUAUAGUAGGUUUUAUAAUUAUAUUGCGACUAAUUAGAUACGUCUAAAACGAAUGAAUAAACGUACUGUUUGUAUGACGUAUAAUAUUUCUAAUACAGAUUACGUUUUCAAUUAUUACCUAAUCUAUAAACAAUAAAUUUGUUUACCGAAAUUCCCCCAUUUUAGUAGAACAAACUAUUUUUUCUAUAUUAUUAUGACGUGGUUUUUUUUUUUAUGUUGGUAUACAAUAUUAUUAUUGUCACGAAAUUCACGAAAACAAGUUUGGCUUUGAAGAGGUGAUGUAACUGUAAAUUAUUAUUAUUAUUAUUAUUAUUAUUAUAAAUUCAGCACUGCUGUUCAAUAUUCACCGCUCGUGGUAUCUCGACUGGGUAACUACACGGUUUUUAAGGUUACCUAGCUACCAAUUGAACUAUUUUUUUUUAUCAUUAUCAUUUUUCUAAAACUCGUUGCAAAACCUCUCGUACCAAUCGAAUAAUAAUAUUAUAUUUUUCGUCAUGACCUCGUAUUUUCUUUUUUUCCUUUUCGAACAACAUUGUUAAAAAAAAAAUUAUAUUAUACUAUUGAGUGCGCCUGGUUUUUUUUUUUAAUAACUUCGUUAAGAUAACAAAUAAUUUUCUGAUAAAAUGUAAUACAAUCGUAUUAUAAGUGUUUUUAUUAUACAAUAUAAUAACGGUACUUACUUUACGACGACCAAUAUAACAAUACGAACAUCUUGACUGUUCCCGGUUGGGUUUUUUUUCUUCUUAAUCUAAAUACUGUCCAUUUAUUAAACGAUAAUAUUAUUUAUGUUUGUACUGGACGUCGUAUAAUAAUAAUAAACAAUCCAAUUAAAGAUAGUAUAAAGUGUGGGAUAUUGUGGGAUAACGCAGUUGACACUAUACCAGAAUAUUAUAUACACACAAUAAGUAAGAUUUUACAAAAUAAAAUAAUAAUAUGUGUCCUGUACAAUACCCGGUGCACUCUUUUUAUUUGUCACUUUUAAUUUUUUUUUUUUCACUAUCGCUUAACACAGGUGUAUAAAUAUACUUUUAAAAUUAAAUUCUUUAAAAAUAAAAAAUUAUUUUAAUUUUUUUUUUUAAUCAAUUUAUAAAACAUAAUCAAACCGUAAAUCCUAUGCCAACACGUCAUUACAGUGCAUUGUACAAUGGCUUCUACAUUAUAUUCUGUCCGUUGAAAGUCGGUUGGUAUAAAAAAUAAAGACUAUUUAUGAAGAAACUGGACCAAAAUAAAAAUGUUGUUUACGAGAUAAGUGUAUAAAGAACUAGUAUAAUAAAGUAAAUCUGGAUAUGCCCCAAGUGGCGAUUAUACGUAUUAUUUUUUCUUUUCUUAAUCCUGUAUACUAAAUUAGAAAGUAAUGAUUUUUAUAUCUAUAUACAUAAAUGUGCGAUUUGUAUAGUACUAUAAAUACUAGUUGGUAUUUAUUUUUUUUUAUUUAUCUGUUGGUCAAUCAUUUUCUUGAACUACCCCUUCCAAGUAAUAUUGUGCAUUCGAUUGCCUGUCGGCCAUUUUAUUGUUUAUGCGAAUCGGUAAGCGGAUAUUACCGCUUUUUUUCUAGUUCAAACUCGACGAAUAGUUAUUAUUCGUAUUCCCUAUGUAUGUUUUACUCACAAUAGUAACAAUUUUACCAACCAAUGGUAUGCAACCGACUGGUAGAUAUACCUAAUAGACCGACUAGGUAUAUUUCCUCUACAGUAUGAAUAUUGUUCUUUAAUUUAUUUAAGUGUGUAAAGUGUUUAUACACACGUGUAUACAUUAUGCAUACAUACAAAAUCGAAUGAUUUUUAACGAUUUUCAAGGUCAGAAAGGUUGUGCAACGGUAAACGAAACUUUUAUUUUCAUUAAAUAUAAUUAUAGAUAUCAAAUAUUUAACGAGUUAUUAUUUCGUUUACAUUAUUUUUAGGCAAACGUUGAAUGGUAAAUUGUAUUCCUUCCUUCCGCUCUCCGAAGAAAUAUAAUAUAUUGUAUUAUAAUCACAGUUGAUUCGUAAGUUUUAUUUAUAGUUGUUUUUAUUGAAAUCGGUGGGCAGUAGUUGCAAUGUCACUAGAAUUUAUUAUUCACUUCUCAGUUUAUAAACUAUAACAAGGCAUGUAGUAGGUAGGUGUUUUUUAUUUUUAUUAUUGUCAUAGUGAAAAGUGGAAUAUUAUGUAUACCGUUGGUUUAUGUUUUGAUAACAAUUCUCGAUGUGUAUUAAUGAAUUGAUAAUAAUUAUUACGGGUGUUAUUUUUAGACGUUGAAGUGUAUAAAAUCCAUAGAGGUUUCCAUUCGAUUUCCUUUUAAGUUAACGUUUUCAGAGAUUGGCAUAGCAAUCACAUGAAUAUUAUUUAUUUAUGUGAUUGAUUGAAAUAAUGGAUACAAUUUAAAUCAUACAAACGUGAAUCGUAUAAGUGAUAAUAAUUAUCUUAAAACAAUAAUACGAAAGGAAAGUUAAUAAUGCAAUAUACAUUAUACAAUUAUACAUUAUUUCGCAAUUACACAAUUAUAUUAUUUCAAUAUUAUUCAUACGGUAUAGGAAUUUAAAUAUAAUAUUAUUUACAGUCUUUGUAGUUUCUUUAGUACUUAAUCAUUUACAAUUAUAAUUAUAAUAGAGCAAAAUCAUUAAUCUGAUUAUAUAAUUUAAUAACUUCUUUUAUUUUGUAUUAAAUUUUUGAAAUUAAUAUAACAUUUCUAAUCGAGAUUAGCGUAAACAUAUUAAAUAAAACUAAAAUUAUUAAUGUUAUCUACGAUUAAUGAUUAAUAUAAUAUAUUAAUAUAAUUAUAUUGCUAUUUUAUAUAUGUUUCUAUUUACUAUAAUUUAUACUGUUAAAAACUCUUGAACAUUUAUUUUAAAAUUGUAAGUCCAUAAAUAAAUAUAGAUAAAGAUUAUGUGGCCACAGAAUGUGUCCUUGAUUUUCGAUAAAAAUUCUAUGAAAUCAAACUAUAUUCCAUUAUUUGUGUAGGCAUUACCGAAUCGUACAAACAUGAUAGUUUAAAUUUGUUUUUUUCUUUUGUAUAAAAUUAAGCUAUUCGAUUUUAAUUAUGCUUGCCGUAUUAAGUUUUAUGAUUUUGUAAUAUUAAAAAAAAAAAAAAAAAAUUAAUAUAACUAUUUGAAAAACUAUAGUUCACAUUAAAGUGGUUACUGCAAAUAUCAAUCAUAGUAUCAGAUUUCUGUUUUUUAAGAAAGAAAAAAAUUGCCGAUAUUAAGAAAAUCACCUACUCAUAAUAAGAUUUGUUUAUUUAAUAUAAAUUUAGCUUUAUUUGAAGAAAAAAAAAACGAAGUACGUUCGUAUCUAUUAAGCUUUUCGAAUAAUUUCUUUGAUUCGAUCGAUGAUUUCUAAACAAUAUAUUAUAAAUUAAUUGUUUUUGAAAUAUUCCCAACUAUGAUUACAGUUUUUAUUUUCGAAUAAAACGAAAAGCAUGUGCAUUAGGUAGUUUAUGAUAAAAUUAAUAUAAAAUAUCACGAAGCUGCAGCGAUUCUGUACACACACGUCAUCAACGACUACGUUUAAAUUAUUAUUAUUAUAUUGUGAUUCGGUUUUUUUUUUUGUAAAUCUAUUAAUUUUCUCUCGGAUAUAGGGGUCAAUUUUUGGUUUAUUUGUACGUGCAUGUAGGGAGAGGGUGGGGGGGAUAACACCGCUCUUUUAGCUCAAGAGGAUAUCCUUGCCGCACUGCAGUAUUAUAUUAUUAUAAUAUACGCGUAUAAUAACAACAAUAAUAAUAUUCUCCAUAAAUUCUCACUGUACUUACGUAUUAGAAUAAUAAAUAUACCCUCACAAUAAUGUUUCAAUGAAUAUUAACGUAGGGGCAUACCGUCGGCGGCGCGGCGUUAUUAGCAAUGUCAUUCAGCAUUUCCUUGAACCCGCAUUGACCUUAUUCUGUCUCCCUCUCUCACUCUCUCUCUCUGUCACUCUAUCUCUGUCUUUCUCCGCAGCCUGCAGUACGACUGGUCCCCUCCACGUUUUAAAUUUAAAAUAUAACGGAAUACGUCAUGCUGGACGCUAAUACGAUAUAGGAUUAUUAUAAUAUGUAAUAUUCGUAUAAAAAUAUGAUUUUGCGCGCGUACGGAAUAAUAAGUAAAUCCGCAUAAUACGUCGCUGUAUGCGCAAUAUAUUGAAAGAGGAAGAACAGGAAAAAGAAACGCGAGACCGCGAGGCUUGUUCUCCAAAGUCUGAUUCUCCGAGUGUAGCUCUGUACGACGACGUCACGAUAAAAUAUUAUAAUAUUAUGGCAAAAUUGAUUUUCACGUGAUUGCUCGGAGUUGUAUUAUGAUAAGUGAAGACCAUUUGUAUAUUGCAAUUACAAUCGUCUAGACAUAGGCUAUAAUACAAAAUAUAGUCUACGCUCGCGAUUAUACAACAUUAAUCGUUUUCGUAGACUUUUAAACAUUGUUUCGGCGCGCAAUUUUGAAUUUAUAAAUUCUACUGCGAUAAUUUCAUUAUUUUAAAUACGCGAGAACAUUUUUAAACGCGUUUCGUACGCGCGUGUACCCGACUAAUCUAAUUUUAACAACAAUUAUAAUCAAAUUGCAUCAGUAAUGAAAUUUAUCACGCGAAAUCGUGUAUAUAGGUUCGAAAUCGUACCUUUUUUUUUCAUUAAUCUUAUCGGAUAUAUCGUUCAACAUUUUAAUGUUGCGAAAUGUUUUAAUACUGUUUAUUAUAAUGCAAUACGAUUUAAGAACCUCCCCCCCCACCACACACACACACACACACAAUAUCAUUUUACUUCUCGACGAUAAUAAAUUAUUAAGUAUUGUUAUUAUAUCGCGCGUCGGGAAGGAAAGAAAAGAAUAUUGUUCUCCUAUCAAUAGCAGCAGCAGCACCACCACCAGCAGCGAAAACACCGUCUGGUAAAGCGUCGAGCGGGGAGGGGCUAGAGGGGCGAUAAUGAUAUUACAGGUUGGUGUACGGGGAAAAAAAAAAGAGACUCGAACGCGUUGACUCUUCACGCCGCGCGAAAGCGAUUCCGCCAGUUUUUUCGUCGAACCGAUUAUACCGAUCGUCCGCUCCGUGUGAUCCGUGUGCGCCUCUCCUUUACCACUCCGGGUCGACAAACGCCGGCGCGCGACAACGUGCGGUGUGAGCGGGCCGCCAAAAAACGCCGAGUGUUAUUCAAAUUGCCGCCGGGAGUCGUACGGCGCAGACAGAGACGGAUACGCGCGCGCGUACACCGGAUCCGGCGAUUUUCCGACCCGUCGAGGGCGGGAGGAACGCGUACGCGAUAUUGGAGGUGCGUGUACGCCGUAAUAAUAUUAUCGGGCGCAGGUAUUCCGAACCGCCGAACAAGUACGCAACCGUCCCAGAGCCGCUGCCCGGCGUUCGUUUCGCCGCAGGUUUCUCGACGCGUUCCAGACGCGCGAAUAUUUUUUUAUGAUUCCAAACGAGCGCGUUGUGCGUACGUAUUAUUAUUUUUCGGACCCCGUUUACCCGUCGGCGCCCGGGUAGGUAUGCAUAACGUUUUGUUGUAUCGCGCGAAAAAAAUAAUAAUUAAGGAGUGCGGGGCGGAGGGUCCCGUUAUCGCGAAGCUACAACAGCAUAAUGAUAUUGUAACGCGCGUAUCUGCGACGAUAAUAAUGACAAUGAUAUAUAACGUGUAACGCAAUCUGCGUCCGAUUAUUGUUAUAUUAUGUUGAAUACGAUAUUUUUAUUAUUAUCGUCAGUCGGUCGACGAUUUGAGGCCGAAACUUCACGUUACGUCGUCGCGUAGCGAUAAGCGUCGCGCUAUCAAAUAGACCGACAAGAAUGUUUGUUAAAAAAAAACCCCGAUAGAUAAUAGAAACGAAUUACGUCGCGGUACUGUAUGAUGCACCAGAGUUAUUUGGGUAGGUCGUAGCGGUGCAGCACGUUUGGACACUUUUACCUGUUCCCUGUUCAAAAUCCACACAACGUUCGGGCACUCAAUGUCCCCAAAAACAGCACGUUUGGGCGUUUUUCGCUACCGAGGGGGGGGGGGGGGGUUGGUGUUCAAACACCCCUCUUUGACUAUAUUUAUGCAAACAAUUAUUAUUUUUACCACAUUAAUAUGCAGCUAUACAUCAGACAUCUACAAGAUAUGUUACGCAUUGAUAAUUAUUAGGUAAUUAGUAUAUGUUAUGUGUGUUACAUACACACAAAAAGGUUACAGAGUUACAUCUAAACACGAAAUAAACAAUUCCUGGCUACGCCACUGCGUUUGGCCAUUAAAAUGAAAAAAGUAUAAAUGCCUUUAUUAAAGAAUUACCUAUAUAAAAUAUAUAUUAUAUAUUACAUAGGUACAAUUAUAAACAUAUUAUAUAAAUAAAAUAACUUAUCUAAAAUCAAAUUUGCAUUAUAAUCAAAAAUAAUAAUAUACAAAAGAUAUAUAUAAAAAAAAAAAAAAAACGUAUAAUUGUAUUGUAUUUUCUUGAUUUCUAAUUACCAUAAUUUUUAAAUAUUGAAUUAAAGUUACGUCUUCUUUUUCAUAAUCAUUCCAGUUAUCAGUUAUCGGUUACCUAUAUAUUUAGCUUUAAGUACAGACUCUUUUCUAAUUGAAUUGAAUUGAUUUUAGUUUAAUGUAGUUUCUGCCUGAAUGCUAAUCAAAAUGUCUACUGCAUGGCGUAAGUUCGGGUGUGGAUAGUAAAAUUUUGCAUUCAAUUUGUUUUAUAAAAACCUUUACAUAUAUUAUAUACGAGUAUAAUAUGUAUAUAUGUUUAUUAAUUAUAUACUAUAGAGUGUAGUAGUGUACUUAUAAACUAUAGUGCCCAAACGUGUUGUGAUUUUGUGCACAAACGAGUCGCAAUUUAGAUUAAAAUGCCCAAACAUGUUGUAGCCCCGACUAGGUACCUACAGCGAUAUCGUUGUGCAUUUGCAUAGGUACUGAUAUUAUAAUAAUUAUUACGAUCGCCGUACUCGUCAUAUAGUCGUAGACUUAUAAUACAUCCAGACGGAACAUUCGGCAUGAAAACGCGUUCCGGCGGCUGGAGUUUCGUUUAGAGGAUCGAAACGCGCGAGACGAUAAACGUAGCGUUUUAAUUGGCUGUCCUCAGAGCGCAAAUUCGCUGCCGUCUCUCUCUCACAUUAAGCUUUAUAUCAGCCAAUCUCUUUCGAUUCGUUCGGACCGACCACGCCUCCCGAUCCUCGGGGUGAAUGAUCCGUCUAGAUGUACAAGUCUAUGCAUACAGUGGUAGUGGUGGUGGUGGUGUUGGUGGUGGUGAUGAUGAGUACACGUGUUUUCUGACCACAUUUUUAUCGGUCAUAUAUUAUUAUAAUAUUGUAUACGUAUUUUUUUUUAUUCGGGUGUUGUAAUAUUAUUAUUAUCGUGGAAGUACGACUGCGUAUUUGUACGAGAGCCGCUGUCUCCAGUUUAAAGGUCACCGGGGCUAUCGGCACCGACAUAAUAAUACGUAUACGUUAAUAUUAUACACACCGUCAUGAUAGCGUGUGUUAUUGUGUCAUCGUCGUCACAGUUUAUGCCCAUUUAACGUAUUAAUAUUGUUACCAUCGUAUUAAUAUUAAUUAUUAUUAUUAUGCGGCGUUUUAUGUGCGCCGAGUUUAACUAACGCGAUUAAAAUAUAAAAUAAAUAAGUAAAGGGCGAUUCACACUGCGAAGCUUUUAUAUAAUAUAGCGUUAUAAGAAAAGGGGACCGAGUCGACAUUAUCACAUUUUAUUUUUUGUCGGGAAAUUAAAAAAAAAAAAAAAAAACAAAUUCUAUAGAAAUCGUAAAGAAUUUAAAUCCUUAUCGUAAUUUCGGGGAUAAGUCGACUUAUGUCCCGUAGACCGAUACAACAAACCGAUAAUUAACUUGAUAGCUGCAGACAGAGAGACAGAGGUUAAAUGUUGUUUGACAGAGAUACAGUUGUACGACUUAUACGACCGUCUAUCAGUAAUACCCAUUCUCAGACAGGGUAAGAUAGCGUACAGUUUAGGUCCAAUAUAAUAUGCACAUGUGCUGGCCUUCUCUUUAUUACAAUCUCGGUAUUACAGGCACGACUGACUACGCGACUGUACAGAAACAUCUAGGAGCAAUAUUAUCUUAUCAUACGUUAUUAAUCCUGCCCGGGUCAAGAUUUAAAAAAAAGUGAAAUAUCAUACAUGUACAAAAACGAUAAAAAAAAAAAAAAAAAAACGGACACUGCGCGAUGGGCGGACCACUGUUGUAUGUGAGAAGUUGGGAAGGUAGAGUGGAAGUUUAAUGUAUAUCCGAACGCAACGAAUUAAUUGUCGCUUACGAAAAACGAUUCUGAUCGGUCGUACAUGUUUUCAAAGCCCGUAAUAUUUACGAUUUGAAAAUAAUAUUAUGAAAAUCCUUGGAAAAAUCAAAAAAUGACCUCCGUCCAGGAAAAAUUUCCUUUCGUAAAGUGCUACGCUUGAAAAUCGGAGCAAGCUUUCUGGUAUAAAAGUCGUUUACAGAUAAAAAAAAUAAACAAUAUUAUAGAAAAUUCCAGAGUAACAUGUAAUAAGAAUAUUUCUUCCGCCUCCCGUUUUUAGAUGCUCGCGUACUAGACAAUCUAAAGCAAAACUCGCCAGUUUUUCCUUAAUUUUCUUUUUUUUUUUUCUAAUAAAACUACAAAGAAAUUCAAAAAACGACCUCCUCAAUUCCAAGAAGUUUCUGUGUAAUUAGGUCGUUGAUUGUGGCGAUAUUAUACCGGUAGAAAAGGCGUUUACAGACACGAAAGAAAACGACCACGUUUGCGGUAUAACCGUAUGUACAUUCUUCGUUUAGCUCAGAAUCGAUCGGAAAACGUGUACACUACAAUAUACCGUGUUUAUAACCCUUGUACACUUACAUUUUAAACGCAUAAUAUCAGGCACGCGCGAUAAUGUUUAUGGAAAAUAACCGAAUAACGUACCGAGCAACGGUCUACAAAAUACGGCGAUUUUCGGUCGAAUACCGCAAUCGAAUAGUCGAUUAUUGUUUUCGCUAAAAACGCACGAAACGUCUCUAAUCCGCAUAAUGUGAUGUACCGCGAAUCCCCCUUGAAACGGGCCACAACCGCCGCAUCGUUAAGCGCGUUCGGACCACCACCACCACCACCACCACCACCGUCGCCGCUGCUGCUUCCAAGCACACUAUUUACUACUAUUACCACUAUAAUUACCACUACCAUUCCGCGCAACUACUGCGUCCGCGUUUGCCAGCCCGCACGGCCCGUACAGUAUAUAACAUCAUUGUGAUAACGCAAAAACGCGUUAUUAUUGCGGCGCACGCAUUCCGAUGCCGCGUACGGCGCGCGUGUCGUGAGUAUUCGAUUCCCCCCCCCUCCCGAUCCGCGGUCCCCUCGCCGCGCCGAAUCGGUACGAUGACGGAUUGACAGCGCGUAAAAAUGAAAGAGAGAAAAAGGAAAAAAAAAAAAAACCCGAUCGAAAAAUACCGACCGGAUAACGUUAUUUUCUUCGCUUAUCGUCGCGAAAUUUUUUUUUUUUUUUUGUAAUUUUCGUCGUCCCGACCCCGUCGCCGUUCGAACGUGUCGCCCCUACCCCACCCCCCUUCCCGCCGCUUCAGUAAUUAGGAACGAGAAAAAAAAAAAAACAAAAAAAACCGCAACGUUGCCGUUCGUUAAUACAAUAAUAAGUAGCGUAUAUAUACGCCUGCGGUCGCGCCGCGGUCGUGCACGUGCGCGCCCGUCCGGACUCGCACAAUGUGUUGCGAAACUCCGCGUGCCGUCGUGAAGUGGGUAUCGGCGAAACGGUACCGUGAGAUUGUGGAACGCGAGCGGUUCGCGCGCGAUAUAGGUAAAAUUUAUUAUUGUUAAGUCGACGGCGGCGCUGCCGGUUGCCAAGCAACUCCGGCGCGGCGACGACGACGACGACGACCACGACCACGACGUUCUCGCAGCGUUCGCGUCUAUUUCGCAACAACAACAUCAACAACAUCAACAAUAAUAAUAAAAUAAUAACGCGUAAUACAUUCGAUAAUUAUUAUUAUCAACACACUGUUGUACGCUUAGAAAAUACGUUUUUUUCAUUUUGUUUCGCGGCCCGUGAUCAAGACGUGAUUCGUCCCGGCGCGCGACGCUAUAAUAUUAUGUGUAAUAUCGUUUGCCGACGCGCAGUAGAUAUUUCGGUAUAGUCGGUCGUAUUUGUGAGGUCUCGUGUGUGUGUGUGUGUGUUUGACUACUACUACUACUACUACUACCACGGUCGUGUGCGUAUACGUUCGAAACACGUGCUUUGGGCGUUUGUAUAUUAUUAUAUUGUAAUAUUAUUAUUAUUAGUAUUACUACGGUUUUCAACGUUCCCGUUCUGACUGUUGUUCCUGACACCUCCGCAGCCGCCGCCGCCGCCGCGCACCAGAUACCGAAAUACAUCAGAGACGGUUUAUAAUAUCCUAUGUGUAAUAAUAAUAAUAAUAAUAAAACAUUAUACGCCGUAUAAUUAAAUAUUAAAUAUUAAAACGAUAUUCAAACGCUCCCGAAAACGCCAAAGGUUUAUUAAUGAUAUUUUGUAAAAUAUUAUAUUGUAUCGCCCGUGUUACUGCUGCGCGUUAGAAGUCUCGGUUUGCAUCCCCGUUGUCGUAAACACACCGCAAACCGCGUACGGCCGUAAUAAAUAAUAUUUCGCGAACGUGUACCACACACUCGUUGCGGAAAUUCUGUUUUGCUGCGUCGUUCGCUCUUUUUCGCGAAACCGUAUUCAAACGCUUAACCGACAAUAACAACAUGGCCGCCGAUAUAAACACAAUCCGGGGGACGGGGACAGACCCGUACCCGGGGUAUUGUCAAUAGGUGGCCCAAUAUUAGGGAGGCCAUUUUUAACCACAAAUAUACAACCUAAUAAUGUCUAUUUGUAUCAGAUAUUUAUAUAAAUUUUGACGAAAUUUUGACGCCAUUUACCUGAUUAUAUAAUAUGUUGUACGACAUAAUAUAACACUGCUGGUAUGAUGAGCCAGUAACGGGUACUAGGUAGUAAUCACUUACCAUUAAUCGAUUUAUAUCACUGUAUGCGAAUCGAGUAGGAUGAUAUUUGGUGGUAUAAAUUAAACGCAAACGACAAUGGGUCCCACUAAAUAUUUUGGGCGGGCCGGCCUAAGACCGGACACAUUUUAGGAUGGGCCAAGCACACCCCGUCCUCUCCUUAGCUACGUGCCCGGGUGAAGAGUUUGAGUGACUAUUCGGUCCCGGAUCUGGAAUUAUAAUAUAUUCAUGGUCGAAUUCCGUUCGAAAAUACGCCCUAUCGAGUCCGGUGAAAGGGCUGCUAGUUGUCAUUGGAUUUUCCUAUCGUUACCAGCUGCUAAAUUUACUAACCGUGGACGCGGAUACAGUUAAAUGACGUUUUCGUUUGACGUCGGUACGCGCGGUAGUCAAUGUUUACGUAAUUUCCUUAUCAAUACGGCUAGACGAUGAUUGUUAUUUCGACCACGCCCAUUGGUGAAUAUCAGUACAGUCUUGUAGGAUACCCAAUCUGUUCGUAGUUUUCCGGUCGAUUUCAUUAACAGUACCGAAGUAUAAUUCAUUAGUUAAGCGUGGACUUUUUGGAAUCGGCGAAGGAGAAUAAUGAAACGGAAAAUGCAUUACGUUUCACGUAAACGUAUUAUAAAAUAAUUGAAAUACAACAUAGCUCGGUCUUAUAGAAAACAAUAUAAAAUAAAGAGAAGAAUAAAACACUAUCGGAUCGUCAUAAUAUACAGUGUAUGGUCAACGAUAAAACACGUGUGAUUAGAUGAUAACGAUGGAAAUUGCGAUUGAAAAAAUGUAAACCUUGACCGCCACGCGUAUGGCAGCUGGCGCUUUCAACAUUCAGUGUCUCGGUGUAUAAAAAGUUAGCUAUUCCAUGUCAAACCUCGUUUCUCAUUACUAACGAUUUUAUGAAUAAUGGAGAAUGAUAAUACGAUUAUUUUCGUACAAAUGGUCGUGUAGUCAUUGAUUGGCAUUGCCAUAGGUAAUGAAAAUAGUGUUUUCGCCGUUAAAUGCUCUAUAACUAGUAUUACAAUCCGGGCAAUUUAUAAAAUAUAUAGCAAAGAGAAGAAAUUUUCUCUUAUUCGACUACGUUGUUCGUGGAUUUGAAUUUCGGUUUCGAAAAGUUCUUGUUGAUAAUUUAUAUCGUUUUUGCUGUGUAGUCGUCCGACUUGUUUAAAUAUUUCAAUUGGCGAAAUACCAAAUAAUAUAAAAAAAAAAAAAAAAAAUAGUAAUUUUAACAACCAUAAUCAUGAAAACAAUGAGUAGGUUAAUGUGUACUCAAUUAGGUUAUUUUUCGGACUUGCGUUAUGUGUAAGUUUGUUUCACCGAACUCGACAUACCGCCGCCGCCGCUGCCGUUUUACAUUUAAACGUGUUUCCCGAUUUAAAAACGUACAUUACAGCCAUUUUAUCAUGUAAAUAUUCAUAAUCGAGAAAAAAAUGUAUAAUGCAAAAGUUAUUCAAUGAAAUAUCUGAAAUAAUUUGUACAUUUUUUACCGUGUUUUCUUGCGGUUCGACUUUUGAAAUUCAAACGAUAACCCUUAUUCAAAAUUCCAUGAAUCUGACGGAGUGUUUUGAAUAGUUAAGAAUAGUUCAGAAGCGUUAAAUACGUUUCGGUGUUGACGAUUUUUGAUUUCCCGUCUACGAGAUGUUCCACUUUUCAGUUAAGGUAGUGAGAGAGUCGUGAGUGGCCGCGGGAAAUUUAUCGGGGAGUGGCAUAAUAAAAUCAAACAUCAAAAAGUACUUAAAGUAAAAUAUUAUGCUUGACAUUUUGAAGUACAGGGGGUGGGGGCAGACGCCCCGUAUUGCCCUCGCCUCCGGGCGUCCACGGGGAGAGAGUAUAACAACGGAACACUUUUCAAACGCCUCGCGCGCCGUGCCGCCGCGCGAGCGCCGUAGCGAUAGAAUGGCCGUAACGCGCAUUUUGAAUCGCCCUGUAUGUAUUUUAUCUGCAUUUAUAAUCAACGGAAUCGGGUUGAAUAGGUGCAGUACACCUAAAUUAAUUUCGCAAGCCCGAGUCCCGACGCGAGGCGCAUGAUAUUAUAGAUACGUAUAAUGUUAAUAUUUUUCAAUUUACAACGCUCGUGCGAUUUCGGUUCGCCGGUUACGUUUUAAAACGCGUAUUACGUACGAACCGAUAACGACCCGGUUACAAUAUUUUCGUCAUGCCGCACGCGCAAGCGCGAUGGCCGGUAUCUAAUCUCAGAUGACCAUUGCGCGGGUCGACUGGAUUAUCGGCAAAGGGUUAGCGAGCCGCCGCUCGAAAUGAGUGCACAUCCAUGUUACAAUAUUGCGCGGCCGCAAAAAUAUACAAUACAAUAAUAACAAUGAUAAAAACGAUAUGAAAUAAUGUUAUAAUGUCCCGAAUUACGGCGAUAAGCGCGCACAAUAAUCGCAGUCGAGUAUAACAAUUAUUAUUAUUGUAAAACAUUAUAAUGUUUACGGGUCUCCUCGGGCGUUCCGAGUAACUACCGGCCGCGGCGAGAAGCGAGUCGUAACAACAAGCCGACCGGCGAGCCCCGCCAAACGCACACCGGCACGGUUAUUCUUUCGCGACCCAUACCUCGUUAUAAAAACCGUAGAUUUAAGAUUGUAUCCAUAGGCGUAGGACGCGGGAAGGCUAAGGCCGCUAAACUGCACUUGUUCUGUACGUUUUUGUAAAAGAAAAAGAGUAACUAAAAAACUAGACGACUUUUUACUGAAAAGUGAUCAUUUUCAGGGGAGUUGUGAGGAAUGUUAAGGUGAUUAUAGGCCAUUUCGAGGGAUAUAGCCUCCUUAGCCCCCCCCCUGCAUCCUACACCUAUGGUUGUAUACUCUUAUACUUGGACGCGUUACCGUACCCUCGCAUGUUCCGAAACCCGAGGGCCUCGUAUCCUUUUACCGGGGUCUCUUACUCGUUGAUAAUUUUUCUCGUAGUUUUUCUCUGUCGCUUUCAUCACUGCCCGUACCUUUUCGAAGUGUUAGUAAACGUCCCCGCGUCGACGUUUUCUUUUGACCGCCCCGAUUCGUCGAUUUGUAUUACGGCACUUAUUAACCUAACCGCCCGUUAAUCUUCUCUGGUUGAAUUUGUCCACUGCAACAUAUUCGUAUACAUUCUACCAAUCUCUGUAAACGUUGAUUCACUUUGAUCGUUCAAAGUUUCGGCCUUGGCAAUUUCCAUUACAUAAAAUAAUAAUGAUCCGGUAGGUUUGACUGUAUACUUGACUUGUACAACAACCAACAGAGUAAAUGCUUACAAAUAUGCUUAUUAUUUUUAGCCUAUUUUUUUUAUUUUGUUCAAGAAUUGUGUGUUCUCAUAUUAUGUCAUAAGAUAAGAUUUCAUGGGGCCCCCUCCCUCCCGCACAGUGUGGGACCCAUAUCUAGCGAGAUGUUGAAUAAAAAUAUUAUACUUACAAAGAGAGAAAAAUCACGUGGCGUAUUUUUCGUUAUCUUUUCGACAGCGGUUUUUUUUUUUUUUUAACUUUGUUAAUAUAUAGGACGGUGACGGACGGUAUUUCGUCGCACUAGUGUUAUUUUUACGAGGUAUACGGGUGCUUGUAUAUAAUAACGUAAUAUUAUACUAUUAUAUUUAUUUGGUUCUGUUGCCGAAACGUUCACGCGCACCGCCAUCUAUACACAAUAAUAAUAAUAAUAAUGUACAGAGUACUGUAUUAAUUUAAUAGUCUAUACAUUAUGGCGUACUCGUGAAAUCCGGUGCGCAAUUAUCCGCGGAUAAUACGGUGUACGACUGCACAAUAUGUACGCUACAAUAUUAUUAUGUACAAUAAUUUAAAACUAUACAUACGCCACUGUAAAUCAGCGGUUCUCAACAUUUUACAAUAUAACAGUUACGCCAAAGUGCGCACGUAGUAUACACUACACCUAUGAUAUAUACAGUACACACAAUCGGUGUCGUGUCCGGGAAUUUUCUACGGGAGGAGAUAUAACGAGUACAAAUCGUGAAUAAAGAGUAAAAUCGUCUUUUUCGCCCAACUCGACUAUGGGAAACGGGAAUUUAAAAGCCGGGUCCUAAAAAAAAGCCAAAUUCUAAUCAAUGCAUCGAACUGUUCCUCGUGACUUGGCUGAAAUUUAUAUGCAUUUCGACAUUAGUUUACUCGUAUUUUUUUUUUUUUUUUGUAUUUUUAAGCCAAUAGGGGGACAUAACACCUAGUAUCCCUCUGCACACGCCACUGUACACGAUAUACGCGGGACCGUUCGUGUAUAAUGGCACGCCGCACGCUCGAAAGAAAUUCCCUUUUAAAACAAGUGUCGUCGUGCGCGCCCGGUACACAGGGUUCAGGACUGUUUAGCUACGUUACAAUAUCAUCGUUCAUCAUGGUGCGAACGAAAUUUUAUCACGAAAAGACGUAUUUGGGGCGUCCGCGAAUAAUAUGCACAGUGGCGUAAAUGCCGGGUGGACAAACGCCACGAUGAGGGCCUUAGCAGUGGCCUAGACCAGGGCCCAAGGCGUUUCGGGUGUCAGCUGAGAGUCUUUUUGAAUGGCCUUUUUUUUUUGUUUAUCGGUCUUUUAAUAGUUAAUACAAUUUUUUCCCGCGGGCAUUAGAAGUCCUAGUUACGCCACUGCGGACAAUAUAAUAUACUAUAUACCCGUAUCCAUAUCAUGCACGUAUAGAAUAAUAUAAUAUUAGCGACGGUCAUAACCGAAUAUAGCGGCGUCAUUAUCCCGGGACUGUCCGACGGAUAAUGAAAACCGAUAAUAAUAUUCGGAAGUGCUCGUCGCUGUGAUUUUUUUUUUCUUUUUUAAGCAUGCUCAUCCCGUUUCUUGCGCUUAUGUGUGUAUAUUUUUUGAAAUUCUGCAGGUUUUUUUUUUUUUUCGGAAAAUUGACUUAUAAACCAAUACCGUUUCCGGUGUCGUACAAAAACCGCGUGCGCGCACAACGAACGCUGCCCGGCCGCGCGGGUCAUUUCAAAAGUAUUCCCCGCACUGCAACAGUUUUGCAAAUAUAAUUAUUGCAUAUUAUAACGUGUACUGUAAUGUACGGGUUGUGAUUAUAUAUGAUGUCGUAUACGCAUGUUUAUACAAUUUAUGUACAGUAGAUAAAUGUUUCCGAUAUUAGUUUUUCCCAUCCCCGUCUCGAAUUGAUUUUAUUCGCGUAUAACCACCGGUUAUUGAUAACCACCGCACUGAUAUUGUACACAUUGCAAUAAUAAACCCGCACGCACGUAGGCGAACGGAAGCACCGUGCACUCGUUGUUUCGGUAGCUUUCGUUGGUAUCAUAUAAUAUUUAUACGUGCACAUCACGUUGAAAUAAUAACAAUAAUGACAACAAUAACCCCGUAAUGCGUCUUGAAACAUAUUAUACUAUUGUAUUUUUGUUACUUGUAAUUUAUUUGAUAUUUUAUUAUUUGUGUGUGAUCGAUGUGAUUUUACGUAUAUAAGUGAAUAAUCUGUUGUUUUUUAUUUUUAUUUGUAUUUUUUUGUACUAUAAUUUUGAUCAUAUAUAUUUAUAUAUAUAUAUAUAUGUAUAUGUAUAUAUGUAUAUAUGUAUAUUAUGUAUAUAAUAUAUAAUUAUAUUAUUAUAAUAUUGUGUACACCUACGAUGACUUGAAUACUAAACGUCCGGAUGUGUGCAUGUGUGUAUGUGUUGAAGGACGAGGAGGAGGAGGAGGAGGAAGACAAUCGUCGUCCGCGGCUGCUGCGGGCAGCAGCGAAGUGGCGGUGGCUGCGGCCGCGACUGCGGCGGCGGUGGCGGAUGGCGCCGCCCCGGUUGUCGGACGAACAGAAGGCAUUGUCACGGCAGCGCAGGCGGGACAGGCGUAGGGAGUUGCAGAGGUUGAGGCGGGCCGACCCGGAAUACCGACUGGCGGAGCGGGCGCGAAACACGCAAGCCCGCCGCGAACAGAGGAACGACCCGGAGUACCGGAAGAAAGAAAGGGAACGCGACACGCGGGCGCACCGGGAGAGGCGGAACAGGGUGGACACGGUGAUGCGAAACAUCGCCGGUAGCCUGUGGACCUACGGUAAAUGCACCUGCACUAUCCCGCGAAUCGGACACCGAAGUGUCUCGGCCACACACAGUGUCGUCGUCGUCGUCGUCGUCCAAAGUGUGAAAGUCGAAACCGUCGCACGUCCCGCGUUACUUUUAUUAUGUCCACUUGUCCGUAUUUACCUAUACGAAUACAACGCAUCGCGCAUCACGUUUUAAUUCAUACCGCGUAUAUUAUCACGCACGGCACUGACAUUUUGACGCGAUAUUUUCACACGGGACGUUCUCGCGGCGUAUUUCUGGCUGUGCGCGAGUUCGACGCUUCGGAUAUUUUCCGCCACAAAGUGCGCCUCGCGCACCGCCGACCCAUCGGGCACCGCGGCGGAACUAUCGCGCCGUUUCCAUUUCGUCUGUCCGCGAUUCGCCUCCCCAAAGCAAUUCUUGCACGGCCCCCCUGUAGCAGCGACCGGGGUCCGAUUACCCGACGACCGCGCAAGAGCAACAGCUAUCCGUCUCGUUUUCACUUUGCGGUUUACGCAUAGAUAGUACUAUAGCACUGCACUAGUUUUGUGACGACCGUUUUUUCCGAUACCUUUUUUCGACCUUUUCAACGCCCGCCGUCCGCGACGCGUAUUGUUGUUAUGUCGUAUACUAUUGCUAUUGUCGGCAUUGUUGUUAGUAACAACGCUUUACGUACUUAUCCAACGUAAUUUGAAUAGGAAAUUAUGUUAUCGUGAUCGGCCGUAAUAAUAAUAAAAAUAAUUCCCAUUUUGUUGUAUAAAAUGUUCUAAUUAUUAUUUUUUUCGUAAUAUUUUCGUGUUUUUACUCCGCCGAGAAAAGGAUACUGCGGCAGUAUUAUAGCGGUGCGUAUAUUAUGAAUAUACGGUACACAAAUACCGAAACUCGUACGCGUUACGGGGUGGUAAAAAUAAAAUCACGUUGAAAUAGGAUACUACCCUGUUGUCGUAUUCUAUAAAUUACAUAGGGAAGUUUUGCGUUUAUUCGUCAUCCGAUUGUAUGUUUUACCGGUGCAGGCCGCGUGAAUGGGUAUCAUUAUGAAGCAGCUGCUUCGUGAUUUAAUUAUAGGAGGGCGGGUGACGGCGGCACUUUACCAUUAUAGAUAUGUUAGAUGGGGGGAGGGUCGGGAACGGUUUUACACAUUUUUUUUUUUUUUCAUCUACUAAUGACCACCUUUACGAUAAGAAAUUUCCCACCAAUCUGCUGUCCGAUACCCAUAUAUAGGGAGAAAGGCGAACGGUCGUUUUUUAUUUUUGAAUUCGACGUUUUAUACCAAUAAACCGGGUAAAAAUUCGUCCACGACCUCUCGUUCAAUUUUAAUUUUAAGAAAAAACAUAUUUGAACUUUUCGAUUUCUCGUCUAUGUUUUGUAGGAAAUUAUUAUUACUUAAGGACAUAAUGAGUUAGGAUUUUUUUUCUUUCUUUAAAAAAACAAAAAAAAAAUCAAGUAAAAUCAUUUUUUUUAAAUAGAAAAUGUACUACUGAAAGUAUUUUUAUUUUACUCCAACUUAAUGGUCUGAAAUAUGAAAUCCAAAUGUACAAAAAAAAAAACAACGAAUCGCUCUCAACAGCCUUAACGAAAAAGAUGAACUACACGAAGUCUAGUAUAUUCUUAGUUACAGCUCCCGAAUAUUCUGGGCUUGGGUUGUAUAGUUAUUUGCGAUUUUACAUUUGCUGAAACCGCUUCAUAUAGAAUAGACAAAAAAAAUCCACGACAUUACUGUAUUUUACUGUAUUACCUAUUUGGUAAUUUUUGUUUAUUUUUAUGUAAAUACAAAUUCAAAUAAAUAGAUUACAAGUGUUCAGUACACACGUUUGUAAUUCAGACUAGACACAUGGGGUCGGUAAACGCUAUUUUUACUGUUGUGUGCGUGGAUAUAAGAGGUUAAGAGCGUAUAAAAUUAUAUACUUUCGCGGCUGUCAUUGGCGUGCAUACAGAAAGGAGGGUAAGUUAUGGGUUAUAUACUUAUAUCUCCUACAUUUGCUUAAAAAUACAAUAACCGUGAGUGCUGAGUGAGUAAUUAAUAUGUGCAUUUAUUCAGUUAUUUUAUUUUAAUUGCAUAUUUCAGCCAAGUUACAAGGAAAAAAAAAAUAACUCGGUUUAUUGAAUACAAAUUAGCUUAUUUUGGAUCCGGCUUUUAAAUUCUCGUUGUUGGGUUGAGUAUAAAAUCACAAGAAGAGUCUACGGUUUGUUCUUGAAUCGUGAUUACUGUUUACUUAUAUAACCCCUCCCGUUGAAAAUUCCUGGGCACGCCACUGGCGGCUGGCAUUGAGUCAGUUCGCGUGUGUGGUUAUUUCUGCAACAGCAGCGUUCUGACCCAACGACUAAUUAUUAUAUUACUUUUUACGUCGAAAUUGUUGACCGUAAUGCACGCACACCUUUAAUAUGUACGAUGGCGAUUGUUAUUGUUAUUGCACUAGAGCGUCUAGGAUACUCGGUUCAUAUUGUGUGCCAAAAUAGAAUAUUAUGAAAUAUUCCUUAUUCGAAAUAUCCGUUUGGAAUAUCCUUAAUGGAACAUUAAUUUUCCACCGUUUCCAGGUUAUUACUCCCCUGAGCCUCGGACUUGAGAUUUUGUUUUCGGAGGUCUCCUCGAAACGUUCAUCAUAAAUUAUUUGUGUAUAUAAUAAUAUCACCGUACUUCUUAAAAAUGCCUCGCGUGAAAAAAUAUAUAAACGUGCCCCCCCUCCCUACAAAACAAUUCACGGUUUUGAAAAUAAAACGCUGACGAUAUUUUUUUUCUUUUUGAAAUUUAAUACACGGUCAAGAAUAUAGGUAUAUAUACACUCGUUCGAGCGAGAAAAAAACAAGCUUGGUUUUCCGAUUUAAUAAUGAAAAUAAAAAUACAUAACAAUGUAUUAACAUUAUGAACAAUCUUUGUUUUUUUUUUUCUUUCUUUAAUUUCGUGUAAAAGGGCUUCUAAAAAAAAUUUGGCACCGGUCCUCGAAAACGUCUUAAUCCGGACUUGCUCGCUGCAGCCCGUACAUAAUACCGACGGAUAUAAUAAAAUAACGUUAAAUCGCCAACUUGAAAAUAAUACGCUAUAUUAUAUUAUGCUUUCACUGUGUAUAUAUAUAUAUAUAUGUAAAAGUAAAUUGCUAUACCUAAUUACUGUUCGUGGGUUUCGUAUCGUGGAAAGUACCAUAAAUCGUUAAAUUCAAAAGAUAGAGAGAGAUGUGUGUUAUUGUAUAUACGUGCACGCUGGACGUAAAACGACGUCUCAUUCCCAAUUAUAUUUUACUUACGCGCGUGUGUGUGUGGUGUAAUGUCAUUUGUUUAUUCGGUCCCGUAAAAUUAUUAAUACACAUAACAGACGCUACCAAACGUUAUUUUAUAAUGUUGAACUGCGAUAUUCAUUAAAAAAAUACGCUCCUUUUCAUAAAUGGUUUCUGUUUUCACAUCCUGAGCGCAGCGUGGAUUGUUGUAUUGAUUUUACUCCGAUGCGGACAAUUUUUUAAUUUGUUGUGACUGAUCAAAAAUCCUGCUUCAGUGAAAUAAAAACGACAAGAGAGGUUAUUUGUGAAAUUUUUAGACCUAUUAUUUGGUGUAUUAUUGAGGUCUGGGGAGGUCGUUAUUUUAUUUCCUUCGUAAUAUUUUUAUCAAACAUUAUUGGAAAAACUAACGAUGUUUUGUAUCAUUUUUUUCGAUUUCUGAGUCAUCUGGCGGCAAAAAAGAAAAAUACGCGACUCAUCACCGAUUACUCUGCUCAGAAUCGUUCUUAAUUAGAACAAUGGUCUAAUACAAACCAAUGGUUAACAUAAAUUAAAUUAAUCUAUAUUACUAUAUUCUGCCUUCCAACCUUCCUCCUAAAAAUAUACCCACCAACAGUAUCGACUCUUUUUAAUUUCGGUACACCUACCUACGCAUCUAUACAGUUUUAUAUCAUUUUUUUUUUUUUUUUUAAUACCUUUAUAUUAUGUGAAAUCCGGAUAUAAAACGGAUAUUUUAUUUUUCCAAGAUGGUUGAAUAAUAUAUAUAUAAUAUACCUAUGUAUAUACUUACAACUCGCUAUCCAAACCUCCGCGUGCUAUUUAUUGGAACGCGCGGCGAACCUAUUUUUUCACGAUUUAUUAUUAAUCGAUUCGGUUGUGUAGUCGUUUUAAAAGUCAAGUGUAAAAAUGGUCGUUUGCAGCGACGAAAUUAUUCAUAACACCCCGUAAAACACGAUUUGUUUUUUUUUUUUUUUUUUUUUUUUUUUUUUAUAAUCCGUAAACCAUCCAGUAAAAUAUAUACAAACCUAUAUACUGCAUGUUUACACCGUGAAUACGAGUUUACUGCAGUGUACCAUAAUUCUAUCCGUCCUUGAUUAAAACUUUGAAAAUUUAUUACACAACCAGUAAUGACACAUUACGUGACAGUUUCUGCAAUGAAACGCACAUAGCAACACAGCAGCGUAUUAUUAUAGUUACACAAACCGAACAAAAAUAUCUAAACACUAUAAUAUAUGUAUGUACUUUUUAUAGUACCUAUGCAAACGUUGUUUAGAGUUGUUACGUUUGUGUUUGAUUUGUGUGGCGAAAUAAUUUAAAUUCACGAGCUGUUAAAAAAAAAAAUGAAUAGGCUCAAAACUAUGAUGCAUAGUUCCAAGAAUAUAUUUUUUUUUUAAUGCGGCAUUUGUUUUAAUUGAGGAGCCUAUUUACUUACGUUGAAUUGAAACUUGAUAAAUUAUAAGAGAAACAAAUAUAUUUUCUAAUAUAGGUAAAUUAUGUACCUAUACCUGUUGUGCACUGCAGUACGUAUAACUAUACGCAGGUAUCGAUAAUAGAAUAUUCUAAAAUAUAAAAAUUCCAUGGAAAUACAAGCGAUAUAAGUAUCGAUUAACCCAUAUAUCUGUUUAUGCCGUAUGCUAUAAAUUAUUAUGUGAUAAUAUGGAAACAAUUGUAAUCAUACAUUAUGUCUUAUCAGUUAUCACGUAUUUACCUGGAAUAAACAAAUAUCCCAUGUGUAAAUCAAUACAAUUUUCCCUCUUGGGUUUAUUGUUGCCAAAGCGUCAGAUUUACUUACAGGAUCGGCUGUCUUGUCAUUGUGUGCAUUAUAUCAAAACCUAAACAGCCUAAACCAUUUUUGGGUCACCUUAUUCUUUUUACCAUCGCCGCCAACCGAUUAUUUUGAUUCUCUAAUGUCAUAAUUAUUUUUCACGAACCAAACCAUCAAAUUCAUUUGAAGAUCGUAUUAACCCACUUACAAUACCCUUCAUUACAACUUAAAACCCGAAUGACAGUCAUGGUAUUGCAAUAGUGGAUACAAUAAUUGUAAGCGCCUAUAUCUACCGAAAAAUAUAUUAUAAAAAAAUCUUAGUUUCGUCAUGAGUCUGAACAAUAUAAUACCUAUAACUGUCAGAUAACAUACCUUCUGAAAUAUGUAAUUCAAUUAAAUUUAUUACAGUUUCAUGUUUAUAUCAUAAUAGUUUUUGAAUUAUGUUCUCGUAUCUUAUUUAUAAACUAAAAAAUGUAUUAUAAAUACCUACUCAAAAAGCAAAUAGAAAAAAAAAAUCUUGAAUCAUUUCUUAAGUUAGUGUCACUGAAUUAAAUGUGUACCUACUAAUAUUUUAAAAACAAAUUACUUAAAAGAGUAACAUCGUUUGUACAAAACAUAAAAAUAAAAUUAUUUUACUAGAGUACUCUCUGGUGUAUAUAGAAGAAUUUUAAAACGAAUAAACAUUAUUUAUAAUAACAAUAAAAAAGUAAAAAAAAAAAACAUAAAUAUAAUAAUAUAUUAUAUGGUAUAUAUAAUGUAUUUAUUGUAUGCAUUAUAUUAAUUUAUGUAUUUAGAACGACAUGAAAUAAAAAAUGACUUUAAAACCGUAAACAUUAAGAUAAACGCAAAGUAAAUAAUUGCAGUAACAAUAGUCAAUACAUAUACACGGGAAGAUUUGCCAAAAGAGAAUAGGGAUACUUUUGUACAUAUUUAUUAUUUUUAAUUGUAUUUUUCAAUUAUAUUGACUUAUUUUAUCCUUCCCCCGGUCCCCUAUUAAUAAUAUAUUAAUAUAAAUUUUCGAACUCUGUGAUUUUUAGAUUCUGAGCGAAGCGAGUAAUGUAUUGGUUUAACAUUGAUGUGGGUUUUUGUUUGUUUUUUUUUAUCUGUGAACAACAGAAUUUCUACCAGAAAUCUUGUUCCGAUUUUCAAGUACUAUUUCUGAAAGGAAAUUUUAUCCGAGUGGUACUUUAAAGAAGUAAUUUUUUAAUACUCCAAGCGUUUUUCAUAAUAAUUGAGAAAAACUGGGGAAAAACGGGAAAAUAUACUUACAUUAUAGUAAAAAAAACUGCUCCGAAUUGUUUUUUGUUAGCAAAGGUAUAUUGUUGCGUACAGUAAUAAAUUAAAUUCCCCGCUAUAUCCUACCAUCCUGAAUUCUCACUUACAACAGUGGCCCACUCAUUGUGCGAAGUAUGUUUUUUUUUUUCUUAAGUCAUCGCCGGUAUAAUUGUGUAAGUUACGUGGCAAUAUAAUAUAAAAUACAAAAAUUGGAGUAGACUUGAAUUAUUUAACUGCCUAUAAAAGAUAAGAAAGAAAUAAUACAAUUUAUACAAUUUAUAAUAGAAUAAUAAUCAUUAAUAAUAAAACGAAAACGUAUAUAAUAUUAAAACGGGUUUCUAAUAAAAAUGUGUGAAUGACUUUGUAUACACUGCAGCGGUAUUCUUAGGCAAUUUUUUAUCGAUGGAAAAAAAAAACCAUUGAAAGUCACCAUGUAAUAAGUUUUUUUCUUUUACUACGUUCCUAGAUUAAAACACCUACUCGAAGAGAAUUAGUUUUUAUUUUAAUACCGGUUCUAUUACGCGGGUAACAUUGUAUUAUAUAUCUCUAGUACCAGGCGAAGAAGGGCAUUUUUAGCUUCUUUUUUUUUUUUUUAUAAUUUUGUUUAAUAUAAUUUUUGGUAUAAAUUGUGUACCUGCGUGCGUGUGUUUUCAAAAAUUAGUGCGUGUAGCGUAUUAAUUAUGUGUACAAUGUGUUAUAUUAUGUAUGUGUCAAAAUUUAACUCGUUCAUAUUUAAAACACAUCGUGUCAAUUGUAUUGUAUAAAAUUUGACUUAAACCCUUCUUGCCUGAGUACGAAACGUGCAUUCGUAUACAUUACAAUAUGUAUUAUAAUGUAUAUAUACUGACAUAAUUAACAAAUUUCAAAACCUAUUUUUUUUUUUUUUUGUCGAUUUGAUUGGAAUACAAUAAUUAUUAUAAUAAUAUAAUACUUAUAUACUCGGCGGUAAAUCCGACAAAUAGUAACCGCGUAGUUCGCGGCGUGCAUCUCAUAAAAACAAAACAUAUUUUCCCAGAAUAACAAACCGAGAAUCGCACACCUUUUGCGUAACCGCCCCCCCGUGACCCAUUUCCGCGUGCGUGCGCGUUGCUCGGCGUGUGUACACGCGUAAAAAAAGCGCCUUCGGGAAAAGCCAUGCGAUUGGCCGAACCACGCGGUUGAUGUACUCGAAUACCACAACAAUACCGGCUAUACCGCAUAUAAUUACGCGGCGUAUAGUCGAGUGGAUCGUGUUCGCUGCAAUAGCGGUAACGUGAUAACAUUAUCAUACGGUUAAAAUAAUAUUUCGACAGAAUGUAUUGAAAUUAGUCUAUUACACAAUAUGUACGUAUUGUCAGGGACGGGGACGUUAUUUUGUAAGUGGCGAAAAACCAAAACAGUUAACAACUGUUUUUAAACAUUUUUUUUGUCGAUAAAACACUUAUUACAUAGACAAAUUUAACAUGCGGCCUUUUUCAAAACGUCACGCCCGUAUACAAAUAGGUAUCCAAAUACAGACAAUUAUAAGAAUUCGUUUCCUUACGAAUCGCCUUUUAAAUAUUAUUCGUUUGCAGAAUCGCGAAAUUAUUGUAUUUUUUUAUACAUAUAUUCUUGCGAUGCCUAACGCAACAUUUUAUUUCAAAGCGGAUUUUUAUUGAGUCCACGUAGAUUUUCAGUAUUUCCACGAAAUCCGUGAAAAAUUGCAUUGUCGCGGGCCGUUCCGAACCCGAAUAACCGCUAAUCGCAGCUAUUGACAACAGACGUUUAUCGGACUAUUGAUGUCGUUAAAUUGCUAGAGAGAAACAAAUAUCGCGGCGGCGGCGGCGGUGGCGGCGGUUACCGACACGACCGAGGUUUGUGUGUAGUUAUUGUACACGCACCAGCGGCGUGCGAGCACGGUCGCUGGGAUCGUAGUGAAGUGGGUGGAGGUAGGGAGGGGAACUCGGGCGUUUGAAACUCACGCUGUACGCUAUUAAUUAAUUUCGCGGCCCCACUCCGUUCCGGGGCGCCAUCGCCACCGUAAACUUUUAAGGCACUACUCUCUUUUUCGGUUCUCUCUCUCUUAUUUAUUUUUGCUUGUUUUUUUCGUCCAUACGUCGACCGCGAGCUAAUUGUUUUCCACGUCUUUGGCAGAACACAUAUUAUCUCGACGCGCGCACUGUAACUAUAUGACGUACACUUCUCCGCUCUCCGUUCCGUCGUCGUCCCGGUCCCACCACUUCGCGCCGCCGCCGCCGAUAACGGCGGCCGUUCUCGGAUACGCGUAUUUUACGGGCGGUGGCGGCGGCAGCAAUCACGUUCCGGCGGGCGCCCGUGAGUCGUUUAAAAACGGCUCUCGUAGCAAACCGAACGCCGUUUCGGGGUCACAGCCGGCGGCCGUCGGCGAGAUAACGUUUGGCGGCGCGCCGCCGUACAGUUAGGUUAUGAAUGGGACGGCGGAAUCUCCCGGAGGGGAACUCGGGCAUCGUCCCCGUUUCCGUCCGGCCACGCUGUAAUAAUAAUAAUAAUAAUAAUAUUGUAAUAUCGGCCGCGCGGAGAUUUCCUGUUAACCCCCGGUCGUCGGUGCGGCCGGUUGUCGAAGGGAAAAGAAUCCACAUUCCGGUCCCCCGACCCGUAUACAAUAUUAUGUCGUGCCGUGUAAUAGCGUGUAUACGCACUCUAACACUUACCGCGGGACACUUCGCCGCGCGCCCGAUCUAUGCGGGCCCGCGACGGAGAAUAUCGGAGACGGGACGCGCGGCCCGUAAAACGACAUGGUUGUUAUAGGUAUAUUAUUACGAUUGAGAGACAAACAAAAAAAAAAAAAAAAAAAUGACGAUCGGUCAUCGGCCAAUAAAAGAAAAACGGCGGUACUACGGUGGCGCGAUGUUAGUGAUUUUUCUCUCUCUCUCUCUCUCUUUAUUGCGUCUCGUGCUCGUGGCGUCCGUCCAAAAUAAUAUCGAGUCGUACGAGUGUGCACGCGUCUAACGCGUUACCGCUCGAAUUCGAAAUAGAACGCGUUUUUACUGUAUUUACAGGUAUUGCGCAGCCGACCGACCGCGAUAACGCUCACCGUCACUGCACACGUUGCCGUUUUGUGUUACCCGCAGUGUUGGCGGUACUUCCGUUUUCGACGAUGGUCCGUCGGACGGUUACUUCGCGUGCCGAGUCUGGAAUUUCGGGGAGGGGGCAUACGAAAUCUGAACGUAAUCCGUUUCCAGGCUCGUGGCUUCCAGAUUUUCACGGUCGCCGAUAAAUAUUGUAUUAGGAUUUGACCGAUUGCUAGAGAAAAGAAAAACACAAAAUUCAAAUUUGAAACGCAAUACAUCCGUGAAGGGAAAAAAAUCCUCUCGGAUGUUUCUCUACGGAAUUCUCCGUACACGGCGACCGUUUUCGAUGUGCAUUGUGUCCGCACACGUUUUUCUGAGCCGCCCGUUUAUUGUAAGGUUUUAGGCGUGUCUAGGCGCGCGCGCUGCCGCCGGUCCAAUCGAAAACCGUUCUUAUAAAAUUCCCGCAAUCCCUGUCUUGUCGUGUGUUUAUUGUACGCGGGCGGGGCGGUUUCGAAACUAUUUCGUACCGCGCGUCGCCCGCCACCCGGGGCCGGCGACGGCGACGGAGGGAGAGAAUCGGUCCGGGUCGCCUAUAAGCAGGGUGCAGACGUCCCGAGUGCUCACAUUCCCGUGUUAAAUAAAUUGGACGACCUUGAGUCUCGGAAACUGAGUGUUCGGAACGCGGGGAAACAGAAACCGAUCAGCUGAUCGAACGUCGUUUCUAUGUUGUCCGUUGACAAUAUUGUAUUGUAUGUGUAUACCGUACACAAAAUAUACAGCGAACGCCGUAUUGUACUGAUCCCGUAUUACACUCCUGAUUGGCCCCGAUUCCCGUGAGAUGCCGAUUAUACCGUGUUAUCGCCGUUAAACUGAUUUUGCCGUUUUGAAUGUUUCAGUCGCGGUUACACAAUAAUCUGUCCGUGUCGUAAUAAAGUGUUUUGGGCGAGUUUAAUAUAAUAUUUAUUUGUCUAUAUUGACCGAGAAAAACGCAGCUCCACUGAAAUUUCCUCGAACACUGCGGUCGAUAUAAAGAAACGUAGGUACUAUUUACUUUUAUUUGUAUUAAUUUUACAAUUAUGUAGUUACAGUUUUAAAAUGGCGUCUGGAUCGUAGUCGACGACUGCUAAAACGGUAAUUAUUAACCGAUAACGAAUUAUAGUAAUCUCGUGGCACCGAUUGGAAAACAGGAUUCGCGUGACAGGGGCAGCUCUGUAACAACGCACUCAUCGCUCACAUGCAUCCGGGUCCUGUUCGGAGGCGUAUUUUUUUCUCCGUUUCGCACGAGGUCGACGAUGCCUUAAAAUGGAAACCGGACGGAUUAAUAUUAUUUUCUCUCCUACGGUACAUCAUACCUACAAUACCGACAGUUUUGCGCGUGCGCGUGCAAGACGCGUAAUAUGCACAGGGCGAUUAUAUUUAUGGUAAUAAUAUGGCGCGGACCCGCGCCAUAUUAUCAGCUGUAAACGGGGAUUUUAAAUAAAUUUCCUCUUAUGCCGCGAACGUCUACGGAUUAUAUUAUCGGUUUUCGAGUAGAGCGCCGCGGAUUCGAAAAAUUCAAUAUUACGCGGUUAAUCCUUUGGUUCUGUUCAGAUUACAGAGAUAAUAAUAUUAUGUUACACACAUCGAAUAGAAAAACUGUCAAGUUUGUGAGCGGUUAAAUAUUGCGAAUAAAAUUCCGACCAGAAAUAUCGAAUAUUAUUGAUCAUAACGGGCAUACUCGAAAUCUUCGUUUAUAGAUCGCGCUGCCGGCUGGUUCACGUGGUAAUAGCGAUCCCGUGAUCACCCUGUAUAAUAAUAUACGACGCGUAAUAGUAUACAUUUAUACAAUAUACGAUAUUGUGGGAUAUGUUUUUUUUUUUUUUUUUUUCAUUUUUUUUACCCCUCCGUCUCUUUUCCCCGUCUAACACCGCGUGCGUCGUCGUCGUUCGCCGAGUAUGUCUUCGUGAGUCAUUGCUGCCUCUCGGUUAUCGUCCCCACCGAAAAAACCGGUUGCUAUCGCGCGUACAAACAAAACGUAUUAUAAUAUUAAAUGAAAAAAAAAAAAAUAAUAAUAAAUAAAUGUAUACGUAUACGUAUAAAACGUAUUAUUACGGUAAUAAUAAUAUUAUAAUGUUAUACUGCUCACGCCCCGCCGCCGCCGCCGCAUACCGCCACGCGCCAGCGCCAACGUUCGCGACAAUAAUAUCGGAGAAAUAUGUUGCGAAAACACGCGUCGCAUCAUUUUAUCGGAUGCUCGUAAUUAUCAUUUCGUUCGCGCGAGACAGCAAGUCAACAGCGUAUUGUUAUUGUUUACAGCUUAGAUCAUCGUAUACAAUGGAUAGAGCGUAGAGCUACGGCUACACCUCCGGCGAAACGAGUACGUCGCCAAACAUCUCAAGGGGGCGUGUGGCUACUGCGCACGCGUCGCCUAUUUCAUAUAACACCAUUAAAGCCUAUGCACUGGAUAUUCGGAUGUAUAUUUUACAUAGAUAUUUUAUAGACAUUUUACAUAUAAAUUACAAUUCUGUGACAUUUUAUUAGGCGAACUGUGAUAAGACUGUUAAUUGUACUUCGCCAAGUGAGACGCCCUAUUGAUGCGUGUUGGCGACACGUUUUAUUGUUUAUAUAGCUCUGUCUAUUGUACACGAUCUAACGUGUACAGGGUUUGGCAGUAUAUCGGAUGUACAAUUGUAUCUUGUAUCUUCUAUUAUUGUAAUACAGUUCUGAAUCGGUGUCGAAUAUCUUGUUCGUUCCCGAUUUCGUACCUAUAACACUCGUACGCGUCUGAAUAAAGCUCAGGUUUCCACCUGUGACGUGCAACGUAUUUAUGUAUUCAAUUAUAGAUGGUGAAAUGUAUCGAUAUUCGGGAUUCUACGAGUGACCGUGUAAAAGAAUAGACCCGAAACCUACUUCACGGUAACUCCCGGCAGUCGUCUGGUAAAACCAGCGGACAUUUCGGUUAAUGAGUAGAAGAUUACCGCACUGACCAAAUCGAUAUUAACUGAUCGUCGUAGUGAAAACCUCGCGUGUCGUGACGUGUCCACUGAUGUAUAACGGUGACAAUACCGACUGAUCGGUGUCCUUGUGUAACCCGAACGAGAGAAAAAAGAUGCGUUCAGCCAAACUCUAGACAUUGUCCGGUAGAUCUCGGUUACUUACUGAAUUUUAUCAAAAAUCAUUAUUAAAUGUCAAUCGACUAGAAUAAUACGACAAAAGACGUACCACACGACACCCGACGUUGCUGUGAUACCGCCUUGAUCCUUAAACCGCGUUCACAACUCGUCGUGUCACGUAAAACCCGAACUUAUAGCUUUUCGCGAUAAUCGUAUGUAAUAACUGAUAAGACGAAUCCGGCAUGGACACAUCAGAAAAGAGCAUGUCACACGACACGUGAAGUUGAACGUCCCUCUUUAGAGUAAAAUAAUAUACGGGUGACUUUGUAAUAUAGGAUGUAUUUUCCGGGAUCGCCUCCAAAAAUGCAGUGUAGCCGAAUUUUAAAAAAUAUGAGGAAAGCGUAAAUGGUCAUAUACCUGCGUGGUAUUACACUUCAUAGAAACGUUUAGUCCUAAAAUUGUUUUCGGUCGAUUUUGAAUUUAAUUAUCGUGCUUAAUGGAUGUACUGUUGAAAAUGUCGAUGAAUUGUUCCGAAUAAAAUACCGCCGCCCGGCAACGUAGUACUUUUUACGGGGCACGGUAUGGAAAAAAUCUCGACAUCAACCGUAUAAAAGUGUUUUCCACGAGAUAAAAAAACGCGUCUUUGUAAAACUAAUAGCUUCUCCGUUUUUCCCGGAAUCUAAAAGCGCUUGUCGUAAAACUGCGUGAAAAUAACUGCACGAUUGAUAAACCGUGCCUGAACGGACCUAUAAUGUACACUCGACAGUUGCAAUUUUCUCAAACGGGCCUUCUCAACGCGGCGUUAUCGUUGCUUAAUACUAAUAGUUUAUAAUACGAGUUGUGACGUGCCGUGUAAAAUAGCGUUACAGCCGUGCGUGGCGGAAACAUUGUUGUACUUAUAAUAUAACCCCCCCGCACCACUAUUUGUAAGGCUGUUGGGCCGCGUAAUAUUUGCGUUUAAAUUAAAAUGUUCCAUCGUUUAUUGGUUUCAGCCGACUUGGAAAACAUGGCGCCGGAUCAAGUGGGCCCGGACGAAGACACCGGCGUGACCGCUCUGAGCAACUGCGGCGGCGGGGCCAACAUGAACACCACGGUCUUCGUCACAGUCCCGGCCAGUCCGUUCCCGGUCCGGGUGAGUUUUCGUCCAAAUGAAUAUCAAUAUAAUGUUUUAUUAAUCGUCAUUAUCUUGCGGGAAACGGCGUGGUAAAUGGUAUUCUGCAACGUAGCGCGUCGGCCGAGGACGCCGCGUAUAUUCAACGAUCGUUAUUUAUAUAAAAGCGACGUGUCCCCGAGACGUAACAUCAAAAUAACAACAAUACUAAACUUGUCGUUGUUUUCGGACAGCUGUCUGACGCGUCUAAAAACUAAAAUGUGGUACUUACGGUAAUACGAUUUUCAUGCGUUUUUAGAUAUAUAGCUACAUAAACCAUAGUACGCCGAAGAAUUGAUCGCGUCGUUAAACAAUUAUAUACUUUUAUAUUCGCGUAUAAAAAACAGAAAACGGGACAUCCUGAACACUGACAUAUCACUUUAUUUUACAAUAUCGAUCAACACAACGUAAGACACUUGCAUUGUCUCGAGAAUUUUAACUUUUUUCGGGAUUUACGUUUUUAGAGAAUCAUUUUUUGUCACCGUGUUAUACUCUGGUUUAUGAAAUAUAUUUAAAAAAAAUAAAAAAAUCCAAAAAUGUAUACAAUGUUUUAAUUUAAAUUGAUUACCGGAAUGUGAUUUCGCGGAUGUUUGCCGCCGAUUUUACCUGCGGUUAUUCCGAAAUCAACAACUAAAGAUACACACACAAUUAUUAUGCCAACGGUACAUAAAAUCUAUAUCCGAUAUCCGAUAUUUGAAAUAGGAAACUAUGAGUUAAUAUUUAAAUUAACCGACAUACUCGUAUUGGUUGAAAACCCGAUUUUUUUUAAAUUACUUUUUUGCAUAUUCCAAAGACAUUAUACACAUUUUCUCCAAAAAUAUCGGUAAAAAAAAAAAAAAAACCAAUACCGCCCGCAUCGAGUAUCGGUUUAUUUAUCGGCCACCCUUAAUAAUAUUAUAAGUUUUCUUUAAAACUUGAUAUUUUUUUGAUUCUUGUUUCUUAUGUAUAUGUACUUUAGUAAUUUAAUAAUAACGCAUCGCAAACUUUAAAAUAUUAUACUGCGGUAUUCUGCUUCUUAUUCUCCGUGACUGCGUUUUGAAUUAUUAUUACAUACGACCUUCGAUACUUACUACAUUCUGAGCGUGUGAAAUGGCCGACACUAAUUGGACGCGGGAUAGUUAUUACUAUAUACAUACUUACAAACAACUUUAUAGCGUUAAAAGUCCCGAAUUCGCGGAUAAUUUAAUAUUCCGACGGUCGCGUAUACACGAAUACGACGGUAAUAAAAUAUCGUGGGUUCAUUUCUCUAUUUCGCGAUAGUAUUUGAAGUUCGAUAGUCGAAACUAUAAUAUGCGUGCUUAUAUAAAUGGACCGGGGUGCACUAGCUGUGCAGCGCGUUAUACCGUACCCGGCGGUGUAUUAACAUUCCCUACGUGGAACGAGCCACAUAUGCAAAUGAGAUCCUCUGAUUAGGCAGAUAUGACGUUAUUCGUUUGAAUAUUUAGACAGGUACCUUAUUACUGUACAGUUCAACAUAAUAUUGGGUUCCGAUUGCGCUUCAAUGGAUUGUUAGGUUUAAAUCCGACGACCGUAGACCGAAUCGCUCGCAGUUUUAUCUUGAACUUUAUCUGAACUCGUCGUGGUUUUCCAUCGACUGAGUUUUACGUUUACACUUAGAACACCGAGUACUUCCUCGGCUAGCAGUAUCAGACAAUUCGGAACAGUGUGUGACGGUGAAAACACGUCGUCUUAAUUAAUAGAAUAUCAUAAUUUAUAAAUUUUUGAUCAGCGUUUCGAACAGCGAGGAUUCCAUUUGCGACUGUGGCACGUUUCAAGUACAGAGAUAACGUUUUAAUACGAUUCUCUAUUUAAAAUAUUAUUGUAUAGUUGUUUUUGUUUUUUUUUUUUCCUGGAGAUUUUUGUUUUUCUUACAUACGUCGUCGCUUCUCUUUAUAUGGACCGAGAUACUAUACGACCGCAUCGGUGAUUUAUUUUUAAAAACGCGCGAGGGGUCAGUAUAAAUAGAAGCACAUCAGACACGACGGAGACACGCACACACAUUCGACGUGCUUGGACAACUAUCAAGUGGCCAGCAAUGCGACAAAUGUUCGUAUAUAUUUUAUUCACAGGGGAAGCUUUUUAUACACGCUCUCGCACGCACGCGUGUGCUGCGUUGUCGUACAGCGGUCCUCGUGUCACCACAUCCUAAAUAGUAUCGUACAUCAAAUAUAAGAUAACUCAAUUUAUCUAUUAGGGGUCACAUAUCUCCGGCCGGCCCCCUUGCACAUAAACCAAUAUUGUAUUCUUGUACCGUAAUAAACCGCAGAUUACGCAUGUAUAUUAAAAAAAAAUCACUGUGUGUUGGGCUACCGCCUCGGUUGUCGAUCGGCUGCCUAUAAUAUGUAAUAAGAAAAUAUAUUAUCACCAUGUGGUUUUAUACGUUUUUUUUUUUUUAUACCUUUGCGUCUUGUGUUGUACGCAGGAAGAACUGUCGUCCGAAAACGUGUCCGUUGGCGGUGGCGAAAAAGACAAAGACUCGACGACGACAGACGACAACGAGGACGAUGACCUUACUUCGUUGAGUUGGCUGCAAAACAAGAAUUUGCUCAAAGGUCAGUAUACAAUGUGUACACGUAUACCUAAAUACUAUUAUAAUACACCAGCAGUACGUACGCCUGUUAUACAGUAAAAACAGUCGAUACGGACAAAAAAAAAAAUCGACAUCGAACCAUGGGUGUGUCACAUUUGGUAGCAGGAGGGGGUUUAGCAAAUAAUAAUUAAUCAUGAAUAUAUCGUAGACACUUCUUCUAUGCCUAAUCCGAAAACGGUAAUUUAAAAGCCAAAUCUGAAAAAUUAAAUUUGUAUCCAAUAAAUCGAGCUUUACCCAGCAACUUGGCUGAAGUAUAUACACAUUUUAAGAUUGAAUAACUAAAUAAAUAUUCAUAUUUGUUGUAUUUUAAAGCCAAUAGGAGGAAGUAUAACUCUCAAUCUCCCAUCCUUUGUGCAAUGACCACUAUUAUAGGUGGGAAGUUAGGAAAUUAGCUAGAAUAUAUAGAGUGAUUAAAUUUGUAUAAUACCUACGCCACGAUAAAUCAUUGCUAACGAACAUCGAUUCUGAGAAAGUAAAACAUGUUUAACGUUUUUAUAGACUUAAAUGUAUUAAAUGUAUUGAAGAAAUUAAUAAUUGGCAACUACAAAAUAAAUUAAAAUUGUUUUUUCGUUUCAAACUUUUGAUCAUUUUAAUGGAACCGAAAACAAAAAUUACGAAAAUUUCGAAUAAUUAUGAAGAACUUAAAACUGUAAGAAUAUUUUGAAAGUUGCACCACUUCUAGGAAGGGUUAAUAUAAAUAUUUGGUGAAAAUAUCAGAUUUCUUUGAUUAUUUCUCGUUUUUUGGUAAUUAUUAAGAAAGCUACAAUGAAAAUCAAAAAAAUUACCUCUUCAGUUCACCAAUUGGGCAACAUUUGUUUCCCAAAAUCUCCCCUAAAAUGUAUAAUUGGGGCAAGAUGUCUGAUAAAAAACUUUUUUACAUACAGAAAAAGUACACAUCGUAAUUUAACCAAUUAUAUAUUAUUGUGCUUAGAAUCGCAAAGUUACAAUAUUUUCGUUACGGGUUGUUAGUCCAUAAUGUUGAUACUAUAUAGAGAAAAGAAAAAUGUUCCGUGCAUUUAGGUCAGGCUGCCAAACGAUUGAAUAACAAACGCACAAUAGGGUGUUAGGUCAUAAUAAUUAUCCGCUGUAUACUUUAAAAUAUUAUGCACUAACAACUUGCACGGCUAUAGCAAACUAGCUGUGACGAUGUAUUUUCUAUAAAAGUUGCUAAUUCGUAUUCUGUCCAGAAAAUUAAUAUAAAUAUAUUAUAUAAAAAAAUCAAUUAUUUUAUACACAUAAUACUCGUCCUUAUCAUCGGCUACCAGAGAAGAAGUAACUUGAAAAAAUUGACUUCUUAUUUUUUUUUUUGGAAAAUACAUUGAAUACAUUCAAAACUGAAAGUAAUUGUGCGAAAAGGAAAGAAGAACGGAUUUAUUGAGAUAUUCAAAAAAGUUUUCAAAUAAAAUACCUAAAUAACCUCCUAGCAAGAAUUUCCCAUCUUUUAAGGCAUAACAAAUCAACGAAAAUACUAGUUUUUCCACUACACGUAGAAUAACAAAAAAAAAAUUAUAUUAAAAUAAUCAAAUUAUAAUAUUUAUUUAUUUAUUUUAUGUAUUAUAAAACUUAUGAGACAUAAGUUUAGACAAAUUUUAUAAGAGAGUCUGUGGCCGAUUGAGUAUAAUAUAAUGCAGCAUUCUGCGUUAUGCAAUGAAAUAAAUUAAAAAUAAUUAUUUUAUUUUGUAUUAACGAAUGCGUUGAAAGAUGUAAUAUAUUUAUUUUAAAACUAUACAGGUAGAUAUUAUUAUAAUAAAGUAUAUAAACUAAUAAUGUGUUUUCAUUUGAAAAGUAUUUUAUUUUUUACAUUUUAUUAUAUUAUUUAAAAAAAUAAUAAUAAUAAUGAAACAUAUUUUAUCUAACCAAAAAAUAAACAUUGAUUGAACGUAAUAAUUUAUACUUAUUAAACUGUAGUAAAAAAUAUUUAAAUACAAUAUGUAUUUAAUAUAAUUUAAUAAUAAUUGUUUAUUUAUUGUUAAAUGUAUAUUUAAACCCUCGAAGUAAAAGUGAAGUAAAAUAAUUCACUUUGUCGAUGUACUACGAUUAUUGUUGUACAAUAAUUAUAAUAUAAAUAAAAUAUUAUAUUCGAUUAACGUUUCAAUACUGUGAACAACUUUUGUAAAAAUAUAUCUAUUUUUAAAUUCUGAACGAAGCGAAGACACUAAGUGGUGUUUUUUCUUUAUGUCUGUAACCAUUUUUCCUGUUAUUAAAAUUCUCAAAAACGUUCACACCAGACCUGAGAAAAUGCAUAUUUCACCCCAGUGUAGUAUUUUAUUUAAAACACAUUUCAAGAAUUUCAAAGUUGACGAUAAGUAUACUCGUAAGUUUUUUUUGUUUCUUGUUUUUUGUGUAGUUUUUAAACGAUAAAAAAAAACCUAUUUUACAAUUCAUUACGAUAAAUCUUACUCCUUUCAGAUUCGGUUUUUUGAUCGCAAAGAUUUACUAUUGGUCUCGUAAUGUACAAAUAGCAUAGAUAUUUUACUCAACUUGACCUACACCUAUAAUAUACGGCAGUGGGCCUAACCGCGGUAUGAAAAUGCGUGUAUUAUGUCCGGUUCUUUUUUAAAAAUAUAAUUGUUCGAAUAAUUACCAUUUGUUUUAUUCUUACGCAAAACGGUUGUAUAUCUACUGCGAUUGAAACACUUAAACUAUAAUAAUUAUUAUUAUAAACAUAAACUGAAGAUUUCAAGGAUCCUCAGACACCGUAAACGCUUAAACGCGCUAGGGUUUACCCGUAUUCAAUCCUAAAACACCGGUUGAUUUAGACGUACCACGCGCGGUUUAAUAGUAAAUGGAAGUUUAAUUGGAUCACAAUAUAAUAUUAUUAUAUAGUGUUCUAACCGAACGUACAUAUUAUUUCGGUUAAAUGAACUUGCUGCAGUACCUUAUUCACCAAAAUCAAUAUAUUGAUUAUAUUUAGAAUAAAGUGUGUUAGACGAAUGGGCACGUAUAUUUUUUUUUGUUUACAAUUAAACCACGUGUUCUUUAAGUUAAUCCGCAUUCCUGGUAUAAUCAAGAGCUAUUCGUUAUACUAAAAUGUGUGCAUUUUUUUGGAUGAAUAAAGAUGCCCCAAAUCGUUCACAUCGUACCUCGAAAGUUGCGAAUUUUUCGAUCGAUGAUAUUUUAUUUGAAAAACAUUUCUUGGUUUCCAGCAGUUUUAUUUAAACUGACAACAAAAGACGAUAAAUUGGUUUUAUUUUUAUUGAUUUUUUGGUUACUGUAGCUACACGUCGCAAACUGGACUAAUACUAGACUUUACCGGUUUACCGAGCCCCACUCAGAAUCGUUAUUUAUGAUUGUAAUUAUUGAUCGUUGUUUUAAAUAUAUAAACUAAAUUUCCCUACAUCCUAUAUUCAUUCCUAAAUUUCCUCCUACACAAACUACAACAGUAUGUAGCCGAUCCAAUACCCAUUGUGCGAAGUAUGUGCGUUUUUUUAUGUGUCUAUAACUUGUUUCCAUAAUUUUUUUUACGAAAUAUUUAUUAUCCGUAUCGCAUAAACGCGUUACACGAGAAUUUAUCAAAAGUUACUUAUGUAGGUAAUCGCGAGUUGCACGCGCGUUGUAUUCAAAUUAGAAAGUUGUUAACGAACAAUUUUUUUCUAACUGUAAUUCUUUUUAUUAAUUAUUAUCGUACAUUGUCCUUACCUAAUAUUAUAUAUUUAUAAAUUCCAAUUACCCGCGUAACAUUUAUUAAGGCUCGUGUCGUUAAUUAAUGUGAUAUUGAUUUCCCUUCGAAGUUUAAAAUGUAUAAGCAGUAAUAAUAAUAUUCGAACGAAUCGGCGGAUAAUUAUUUUCGUUAACUACAAUAAUGGUUAUAACCUAUCUAAAAUUUGUUGAAGCUCUUAUAUAUACCUAUAGUAUAUAUGUAUUAAGCUAUAAAACAAUAUUUUAUUGAUGAUUAUUAUUAUUAUUUUUUAAUCAGUAUAAUUAUUUUUUUAAAUGUAUACCUGCUGCAGUCGUAUAUUUUAUGUAAUUUAGAAAUAGUAUUUUCUUUCGGUUAAAUACAAAUAUUAUUAAAAUAAUAAUUAAUGAAUAAUUCAUAAAAAAUUAAUUAUUAAAAAAGACCCGGACAUACUUCCCACUAUAGGUAACAGAUAACGACCGGAAGGAUCCAUUAGAACCGGAAGUUUGGAUAGAAUCAGGUGAUUUAGUUUGGAUAGGUACUAAAAGCAACAAUAAAACAUUGCAAUAAAAAAAAAAAAAAGAUUCUGAGUGUAACCCGGUAAAUUAAUAAGGUUUUUAUAAAAUAAUAUAUUGGUUGUGUUUUUCCUCUUGUGGCCAAGGUUACCCCAGAAUCAACAAAAUUAAAACCUACACUAUACAGUCAUUUUUUAUCAGUUUUUUAGAAAAAUAUUUAAGAAUUUUAAAAUAAUUGUUUCUGCAUGUACCUCCCAGUCGAAAAUUUCACUUAUUUUAACGUACUGCAUGAAAAAAAAAACAAAGCAGUUAAAAAUACUUCUUAGUAAAAUUAAUUGAUAGCUUAUUCAUUUUUCGCCACACUUAGAAUCUAAAAUUAAAACGUAUAUUUUCAACGGAAAUCAACACAAAUUUCAAAACGCGAAUUCAAUUAGCUCGUUUUCUCUAUUAUAAUUGUUGGUAUUAUUUACUACUUAUGUUGUUCGUAAACUAAUUUGAUUUAGUCGAAAUGGCACCAUAUACCUAUAUUAAUACAAAAUAUCGUAAAAAAAUAAUACCGCCGUACAUGAUUAUCGCGUCUGUAUAUUGCAUUUAACUUUAUCUUAUCUUAUUCCUUUUACCCAAAUAUACUGGUUUUUCAUUUUAUUAUUUGCAAAUAGUAAUAAUUUGUACUGUCAUUUUGCCUGAUGCUUUUACAGUUUAGAGUUUUUUUCUGCAAUUUUUAUAAUUUUUUUAAAAUUUUAAAUGGAAUUUAAUUUUCUAAAAACCGCAAAUAGUAAAAAUGUAUUAGUUCAUAACUGGCAUACUUUUACAAAAGAAAAAAAUAGUACUGAUUUCAAGGUAAGAUAAAUAAUAUUACUGUUUAUAACAUUCUAUAUUUUAGUUUUUAGUCCAUUUUUAUUUAACUAUUGAAUAUUAUUAUAUUAUAUCAUAUUAUUUCCCGGCAUUUUUAUAAAAUAUCGUACAAAAUACAAAUACAUUAGUUUUAAUCUAUACAUUUAUAAAUGGUUUGAGACAUCAACAAAACCUAACAGAAAUUAAAAUAGGUCAAAGUAUAGUAGGAAAUUCAAAUACGACAAGACAGUCAAUUUGGCCGAACGAGUAAAGAAAGUAGUAGCAGAUUAUCAUAAUUGAGAGUUUGAAGAUUAUCUUCAAGGUAUUUCAUUUAAUAUAUACUUCCAGUAAUUAAUAUACAUAUUUGUAUCAUUUUUAUCAAUUCUACUAUAUAUUAAUAUAACAAUAUUAUAUAUGCUUUGAAAUAUAUAAAAUUAUUUAUACCUAUCUAAAAUAUCAAUCAAUAAUCAAUAUUAUUUAUUUAUAAUUAAAUUACUUCUAUAUUUCAUACUGGCUGUAUGUAUUUCAUGCGAUAUUUUAGUUGUAAUAUUUUGGUCACGCGAUAUUUUACCGAUGAUAUUUUGUCGGUGAUUCUAAUAUUACCUAUACUAAUAUUACAAAGCUAAUCAUUAUAUUAUGGAUAAUAUUACGAAAUAAAUAAAAGUAGAAAUAAAAUCAUCUAUUUGAUAUUUACACAUUUUCAUAUAAAUGCUAUGAGGUUUUAUGAGUAUAAUAUUGAAAUCCAAAGAAUAAACAAUAUGGAUAUGUUUCAAACAGACUUAUUGUUAUUAUUAUUAUUUAUUUUUUUUACUUUAAAUAUAAAAAUAAUGCUUGUAGUAUAUUAAAAAAUAUUCGAAAGAAAAACAUGGUAAAUUUCUGAAGUAUAAACGUAAUUUCAACGCAUUUAAUAAUAUUUUAAUUUUUACUAUAUAAUGUGUAACACGUAUGAAUCAUUAAUGGAAAACAGACAUGAUCCUGAAAUAUACGAUUUGUACAAUAAUAUGUGGUACAUUAUAACGUUUUGUAUUUGAUAACAAAAUAAAUUUUAUCCCAAAUAUUCCAUAUAUACAUUUCGUAAUAGUGAAUAGGUUUUUAAACUAUACAAUUACAAUAAAUCCCUGCAGUGUACAUAAAUCAAUAUAAUAUAAUCCAAUUUGUUUAGUACCUAUGUAUAUGUGGAAUCUGGUAGCCAACGUUUUAUUGAAAACAUGUGUUGUACACACAUGUGGUAAGAAAAAAAAGUUUAUUUUUGAUAGUCCCUAUUGAAAAGAAAGAAAACUUUCAACAUGGUGUAUACAAAACUAGUAAUAUUCUAGUUUCGUCGAUAUUAUUAUACCAUAGAGAUUUUGCUUACUCUUAUUUCAUAAAAGUAAAAUCUUUUUUUAUAAUAUUGUGACUUUUUUUAGUACAACUAAUGCGCAGAUCUAAGUGAUAAUAUAUCAUUUUAGUAUUAAUUUAUAUGUUUUGUUUUUUAUGUAUAUAUAUUAAUUUAUUUCCCGUUACUAACCAUUAUUUUAUAUAUAUGUACAUUUUACAAAGAUCACAAUAAAAUAUUAACUUUUUCUAUAUUUUUUUUAGUGAUUAAUAAUAUCAUAUUAUUUUCUGGCAUCCUUUUUAUUGUUUUACAGACGUGUGAUAAUGGUUAUAUAACCAUAUAUUAUAAUUUAAAAAACAAAACAUAAAAAGAUUACCUACUAAUGAGUAGGGAAAAAAUUGUUGUAUUUACUGUAACCUUUAUUUAAAUAAAACAUAAUUCAUUAUUAUAAAUAUAACAAAGCAGUGCUAAGGUAUAAUAAGAAACAUUAGUUAUAAAUAUAUAAAUUUAUAUUUUAUUUUUAACACAACAAAUAUCCAUUGCAAUAUUAUAAUAAAUUAUUUACAAUUUUAAUUUUAUUAGGUGCCUAUACCUAGUUUAAUUAUUGGAGGGUGGGUGGGAAUGAUUUUCCAAUUUCAUACAAUUUGAAACGUAUCUUUUACAUUUUAAUAAUAAUCUAUCUACUGCUUGAUUUAAGAGUUACCACCGUUUUUGCGGACGAAUAUUACAUUUUAGACCAAUCAGCUGGGGUAAAAUUUACCCACUAUCCUCUUGCCCAAUUUUAAUUUUGAAAACAUAUUUGAAAUUUUUGAUUUAUUGUCUAUAGUUUUUAGGAGAGAUUUUCUGGGUUUUUUAUUUCGUUAGACAAAAUAAUAUAUGAUGAGUUUAUCUUUGUUUCUUAAAAUAAUUCCGCACUUAAAAGCGUCACAUAAAAAUAAAAUUGAAAAAAUAAAAAUAUUUUACCUACAAAACAUAAAAAAGAAAAAAACUAAUCGCUUUCAACAACCUUGAAACAUUAUAAUAUCACAAAAUAUACCAGCAAUAAUAAUAAACAUUAGAAUUUUUUUUAUGUACGGAUAUUGAUUAAUAGUUUCAUAAUGAAAAUGUAUUGACUUGACAAUAUUAUUUUUCUUUUUAAAUAUAAAAUCUUUGUUAGACAAAGAUUUUAGGUCAGCCGGUAUAAUUAAAAGUGUAGGUAGUGUAUUUAUCUAAGGAAAUAUAGUAUUGUUUCCAUUAAAAUGUAAAAUUAUAUUUUAAAAAAGGACCCAUCUAUUUAAAGUUAUAUGUAUAAAUAAAAUAGUGUGUGUAUUACUUACUAAUUGUAUGAUAGGUAAAAUAGGCGUAUAUUAGUGUAUACUACUUAUCUUUACUAUUAAUUUUUAUUGGGAUUUAUAAGUUAAAUUUAAAAAAAAAUAACGCGAAAAUACAUUAAAACUAUCCUAUUUUUAUUGUUUCCUUCAAUUAUUUUUAUUUUCGCGUAUUAUAAUAUUAAAUGAUGCUACGUCUUCAGUUUAUAAUUUUAUAAUCAUAUUAAAAUAAAUUGACUACGAAACAAUAUUAUAUUUUAAUAAUAAUUAGUUUAGCCUUAUUUCGUUACAUUUUAAUGUAAGAAACUAUCGCACAAAAUAUUCGUAAUUUUAUGGAUUAACUUUAUUCAUAUAUUACGAUUAAAAAAUGUAUGUGCUCUCCAACUCGUAGUUUGUUAGUUUUUCACACGGCAUUUAUUCGUGUCUAGAGGUUAGUGUGAUAUAUUAUAAAAAUAAUAGUCUACUUUCAAAAUUGAUCAUUUUAUGCAUUAUAAAUAUUGUAUAUAGAUCAAUCAAUGGCAUAUUUAGGAAUUUGCUCAUGAGAGAGGUGGGGUCCAAUAAAUUAUUUCAGUACGGAACUGUUGUGAAAAGGUAUAUAAAAAAAUUAUGUUAUACAUUUGCAAUAUAUUCUUGCGAGCUUGGCCUUUCACUGUAGUCAAAUCUACUUACCUAAUCCACAAUAUUUAUAAUAUAUUGUUUUUUAUAUCGAAAUUUACGAAUUUGGACGAAAUUUCUAGAAAAUACUUGUAUUGUUACUUAAUUGAAAAAUGUUAAACUAAUUGUUUGUAUUUAUCUUCAAAUAUUUUAUUAAAAAACAAAUUUCUAAUUUUAACACCUUAUUAUAACAUAGUUUUUUUAGUAAUAAUUUGUUUACACCUUUCGUUACAAAUCUGUUUACAUAAAAUCCAGUGUUUGAUGCAAUAGGCGUAUUUUUACUGUAACCUAGUUAAUGUGAAUUAAAUAACUUGCAAUCACGUGCCGUUGAUAAUAUAUUGUAGAUAUUUAUAUUGUAAUUUUUAUUUGUUUGAACAAAUAAAUAUUAAAAUAAUUAUAUUUAUUAUCUUUUAUUGUUUAAUGAUAAUAAUAAAAUAUCUCUAGAUAGUAUAACCAUGUGUCAUGUACCAACUACAUAUUGCAUUAUGUAUACUUUUUUUCAAAUUACUAUUUGUUUAAAUAGACCAAAUGAGGCGACCACAAACCAUGAACAUAUUAGGAAAUGAUGUGUCUAUGUAUAUCUAUGCUACAAAAAUAGUUUGUAUGUUAGCGUUUUUUUUUUUUUUUUUUUUAAAUAAUCACUAUAAAUUAAAUUAUAUAAGAAAAAUUAAAAUAAAGAACACGAGGUAAAUAUUUAGGUAUUUAACGGGAUAUUUAUUUAAGGCGGGAUUUUCGUCAUCAUAUUAAACCACUUUCAAUGGCUUCGGUUUCACGGGGAUUAUCCAUUCAAUCGAUCGGGUGAUGGGAAAAUGCAUGUGCUGUGUGUUACUAACUUAAUUAAAAUGAAUAAUAUAUGUUUACAAUACGUAAUAUACAUUUUAUUUUUACGCGAUGAUAUCCGAUCACCGUCCGUAAAAAGACAAAAGCCGCUCGUAACCUAGCCAUAAAAAUACUUGCCUAUAUAUUUUAUAUUUAAAUAUAUUUAAGAUUAAAUGAAAUCAGUAAGGUAGGAAUAAUUGUUGAAACGAUCCGUGAAUAAUUAUUGACGUACAUUUCACCAGUCUCCUUUCACCCCUAUUCGAAAAUUUCUAUUUUUUUGUGCCUGCAAUAUUUAGUAUGCAAUUUAGCAUGGAUUUGCGUGCUUAUAUCAUCGUCAUUUAAAUGCUUUUAGUUUAGAUUUUAUAUCAAAAACCCCGGGAGUAGGGGGCUGAAUAAUCGUGUCUUCAUUCAAUUUUUGUUUUAAUCAACCUCUGGUGAUUCGUAUUCGCUUGUUGAUGAGCAUAAAGCUGUGGUUCUCACUUCUCAGAGUAUGUAGCUGCGCUCCCCAACUACUUUCUGUAAGUUCACGUUUACAUAAUUGUCGUUUCGCGUAGUUAUUUUUCUCUUAAAGUUUUCACUAUGAAAUCGAUAUGUCGUAAGUGUUAACUUAAGGGCGUAAGCCGUACAAACCCUCUACGCGCUGUACCCCAGGCAACGUUCUAUAACGGCUAUUUUUUUCAAAUACAGGCACGCAUACUUAUACACAACAAUAACAUUGAAAUAACCUUAAUAACAAUAAUAAUAAUAAACAAUAUACCGUUAGUGGUUAACUGUUAUUCGUUGGUGACUUGGCGUGAUAUUCUGUUUAUGUAAAAAUUUAUGUAUGUAUACUGUGUAUACAUACUUACCUACCUACCUAUAACAGACACAAUAAUAGUGCAAUAGUCUUUUUUUCGGGGAAUAUUCGACUUUACCUGUGGUCCGAGCUACUUAUUUGAAAUUGUGGGAUUUGUUUAUUUUUUAUAAGUGUUCAAAUUAUAAAAUAUAUAUAUAUGAGAGAAUACCAAGAAUAAUAUUUCGAUUAAAUGUUUAAUAUUUUGAAUUUUGCAUUAUAAUUGGAGAAACGUUUCUCUUGGUGUAUUUUAAAUAUUAGAACGUAGCCGUCAAUAAUAAAAUACGUCAUUAGAAUAUUUUACAUACAACUUGUUAUCAGUCAGUAAUAGAUAUAUUAUACGAGUAUUUAUGAUUUUUUGAACCAAUCGAAGAUAUAAUAUAAUAUAACAAUUAAUAAAUAUUAAGGGCGGUUCAGAGUGAUUUUAUGUACUAAAAUGAUUUAAUUUUUUUUUUUUUAAUUAUAUUAUAAACUUACAAACCGCGCGAAGAACCAAUAGUUUCGGUAAUAAUUGUUCGAGAAUAUACUGGCACUUGGAGUAUUUUCUUAUAAUUAUAUUGAAUUCACGGGUCGAAACCCCUGGUUCACGUCGGUGUACACAUAAAUUAAUACUUUUUAUAAAUAUUGAAACCCAAAUGUACAUACACCUACCUAUACUGUGUCAUUGGAACGACAAUUCGCUGAUGGAUCGUUUGGAAUUUUUAUGUUCUGUACAGGUGUUCACGAAUUGCCAAAGACCGAUUAUGCGGACGACGCUUCGUCGGACUCACGUUCGUCCAGCGGCCAGUCUAUAUCGCCGGUCCGAUGUUGGCCAGCAGGUCUGCCCGUCGCCACCACCAAUACCACCACCAACAACAACAAUAAUAAUAACAACAACAAUAACAACAACAACAAUAAGACUUCCGCGUUGCGGUCAUCCAGUUAUGACCCAAAGGUAUAUAAACCAACUUAAAUUAUAUUGUUAUCAUCAGUGGUGCAGGUUUUGUGUUUCGAACACCUCGCAUUAAAUAGUUUAGUUAUUGUUGAUUAUUUUUGAUUUUUUAUUAAAAAUUGAUUCAAAUUAUUGACCUAUUUCCUCAGAAGUUGAAAACACUUAUAAUAUUCUUACUUAAUUUAAAGACCUGGAACAGCCUCCAAAUAUUAUUUUACUUCUAUACAUAAUUGCUAAUUAACAAGUAGUGCCAAUUAGCAGGCAAUUUACAAAAGAAUAAGUCUUUCAAGCCGCCCGUGCCAUGUUUUAUUAUAGGUAGUAUAAGAAAUAUUUGCACGAGUUUUCGCUUUGAAUAUUAUGAAAAAAGUUUUGGAAAAAUUAAUUUUCACUUAAAUGUCAUUUAUACAUUAUUUGCUUCUUGUUUGAUAUUACAAACCGACAAAAAUUAAAGACUUUAACAAAUGAGUUCCUCUUAUUUUGCACUAUAGUCUCUAGCUUAAGUUGUAUUACUAUCUAUACUUAUUAACGGACAAAAAAAAGUUUAACUUAAUUUCAUAAUACUUACAUACACAUACACACACACACAUACAUACAUACAUUCGUCAUCGACAAAAAAUGACUUGUUUUCAAUGUAAACGUAAUAAAAUUAAGACAUAGUGUAAUUUUGUUUCUUUAAAAAUAAUAUGUGUCCCGAAUGUUUGCACAGGUGCACACGGAAUCCAAGCCUCCGUACUCGUUCUCGUGCUUGAUCUUUAUGGCCAUCGAAGAUUCGCCGAUUAAAGCGUUGCCAGUCAAAGACAUCUACGGAUGGAUCGUCGACCAUUUUCCGUACUACAAAAACGCGCCCACUGGCUGGAAAAACAGCGUCCGGCACAAUCUGUCGUUGAACAAGUGUUUCCGCAAAGUGGAAAAAGCUCCAGUAAGCAUAUUUUCACAAUUUUUUUUAUUUAGUUGUUCACAAAUUUUGUAGAAUCAGAGUCAAGGUACAUGCAAUAAAAUAUAAUAUGUAUCUCGUAUUAUAUACGUGGUAUAAAAUAGUACACGCGCAGUUUAAGUAAGUCACGUCCGCUACAAAUUCUACACGAUUCGUAUGUAUAGUAUGAUGCAGGGAUAUGACUCGGCAUAUUACUUUAUGGAGAUUUUUUCUUUUUAUUAUUAAAUAAGACUUUGAUCUCUCGAUUUACCCCCUGAACGCAUGUUAUUUUCGAAUAAAGAAUAAUUUUUGUACAAGAAAAUAGAAAAAUUGUGAAGGAUUAUGACUGCAGCUAGUAGAGUUAGAUUAAUCUGAAAAGAAAUGACACGAGUAUUUUGUGAUAAAAGGUGCCAACAAAUUUCUUAAAAAAAAAAAAAAAACUCUUUUAAGACAUGAUAUACUGAAUAAAAAAUAUGAAAAAACAAUAGAAGUAGAAGAACUGCAAAGGUUACAUAAGGUGUAUGUGUAUACUUGUAUAAGUGUAAUUAGGUUGAAUAAAAUAAUGGUUUAUGUUGAGUGAGUAUAGCAAGACAAAUAAGAGAAAAUAGAUUAACAUAGUAUGGACAUUGGGCAUGUUCAGAGCAGGAAAAACGAAAAUAUAAUCAAAAUGACAUGUAGGAUAAGUGUAGAUAUGGAAACCAGGGAAGAUGAAUACAGCAAAGAAGAAAAAGUGCAGGCUAGAUAAGGGAACCGGUAUGAUGGAUGUAGGGGCAUGCGGAGUACAAGCGUAACUGUUCUCACUUUUGCGAGAUAAAAGCGGAAAAUCCUAUAAUACGUGGGCAGGGUAAACGAGCGGUGCAGUAAAUUAAGCAGUCCACAUUAUAUCCCCCAGAAACAAUGACCUCAGACACGAGUAUCGUAAACCUAUCAUUUGUUCUCCCUCCACAAUUAGAAUUUGGGUAAAGGAUCGCUGUGGAUGGUCGAACCCUCGUACCGGCCAUGCCUGAUCCAAGCACUGCAAAAGACCCCGUACACCAAGGGGUACAGCAAAAAGUCGACGGUGAACACGAGCCCGGUUACUCGGGUGGUAGAGCCGGUCAAGGACGAACCACGAAGUGAAGACGAAAUGUCAACGGUCAGCGACGUGGACGCGGCGACCGCUAUGCUGGUACUCAAACACGGGCCGCACGUGCGCAUCAUGCACAAUAGAGGUUCGUCCCGUCACGACAAUAAUCCUUAAUAUUAUUAUUAUUCUUUAAUAUUGUUGGGCCGAAAUCAAUUGUUAUAUUAUUUUCUUUCGGACCACCGUGUUAACGUGGUUAAAAUGGGAAAAACUUCAAAGGGGUACUAUAUAAUUGCCGAAAGUUGAGUGACGGUCUAAACUAACGGAAAACUAACUAUAAAUCCGACCAAACUUUCAGGGAACCCAUCGCGGAGCCAAGACUUCCAAAAUGCUUUUCUCCCACACACAUUUGUUCAUGAAAAAUUGAAUACUAAUAGGGUUUAAUAAUAAACUGCACUCCCUCCCUUUCACAAAAAAAUAUUGUCUUAUAUGAUAUUAUAUGCCUGCUCACUAUAAAUAAAAUAAAACACGAGUCCGAUUAUGCACAAACCAAUAGGUCGUAUUAAAUAAUUUAUUUUAAACGCAACUAAUUCGAACUUUUAAAAUUUAUAUUUAAAAAUACUUCUGUGUUAAUUGGUAACUAAAGUGUCACUUCGAUGACUCAAACUAAGGGAGCUGCAUAUUAACCGAUAUUAUACGGAUCGAACUUAUAGGAGAACGUGGGAACUUAUAGCAUGCAUUUUUAUUAGAAUUUCAAUCAGAAAAAUAGAUACAGAUAUUUCAAAAAAAUAUAUAUAUAUUUUUCCAUUCCCUUGGGAAUAUUAUUUAGCUGCGAUAUUUUAUUUUAUAUUAUAUAUACGUUUUAUCUCUAGAACCACUUUGAACCAAAGUCAUAGGUACGUUUUUCAUUUUGUUUGAAUAAAUGUCAUAAUUGCGAAAUAUACUUGUAAAUUAAUUCGAAUACUUCCUAGUUGAUGAAUUUAAACUUUAUUGACAAUUUCGUUAAUAUUGUCCUAUACUCAACCCGUUAAAUAUUUGAGAAUUUUUUCUUUAUGAUAAUGUUUAUUUAUAAUUUACGUGAAUAUUUCAAAACCGAGAUUAUGAAAAAGUUUUCGUAAGAUUAAUGAUAUGCGAGAUUUAAAUACACAGAAUUAAAUAUACAUUUUUUGCAGAACUUUUUACUGCCAGAUUUCUCAAAACGGUUUGUAAUUUGUUAACAUAUUUCAGAGACGGCAUUUUAUACCGGCGUUACCUCACGUAUUUAAUCAUUUCUAACCCAAUGACUAGAAUCGUAUUUAAGAUAUUUUCUACCAUGGAAAACAGAUUUUUUCGCGAUUACCCGGAUGCAAAAGCUUGAAUUAUAUCUGUUAUAUUUCAAAUUUUAGUUUAGGACGACAGGUUCAAUGUUAAUAAUUAAUAUAAUAUUCAACCUUUCUGUAGGUAUAGAUGAUCUUAGAUAGUAAAGUUCAUAACUCUAUACGUAAUUCAGAAAAAGACCUUUUCAGUUAAACAGUUUAACGCUAAACUACAUAAGAACAUCACGUUUUCACACCAAUAAAUAUGAAGAAAAAAAAAUUGCUGCUCUUUAAAAACUGCAACCUCGUAGUCAAUUUUGUCCCUCCCCCUCCCCUCGAGUUAACCCUUUAAUAUGGUUCUCUCUUUGACUGGACUUGAGAAUAUAAUGUAUAGGUAUAAGUACUCUUGACGGUGCAGUUGUUUUCUCAGAAUUACAAUAAUCCCUAAGUUUGAUUCAAACACAUUAUAAAUGGUACCUAUACAAAUUUAGUAUUUGAAAUAUAUAAAACAUCACAGUUAUAAGUUCUGUUUGAAUUUUUUUUCUACGUACCAUAUUCGAUAUAUUAGUUCGACGAUCCAUCUAUCACUAAAUUUAAAAAUAUAAAUAAUAUAAUGACGAAUGUAAAUACCGCGCGACUGUUUUAUACCGAAGCGGUCGUUUCGAAAAUCGUUUAAUAUAAAAACGGUUUCAAGCGGGAAAUCUACGUAAAAUAAUCGUCGUGUUGACGUAUUCCAUAACGAAAUGACUUCACUUUUUUUUUCUCUACAAUUCGAUUAUAAUUAUAAAUUUUCCCGAAACGCGUCCCACAUAAUAUCUAUACGCGUUUAUGGUUUUCGGAAAUUAAAUCCCUGCCGGCUGUCUAUAUAUUAUUAUGUAAGUAUAUGCAUAAUAUAAUAACAUAUUGCUAUUUAUUGUUUUUAUACGGUUCUUUUUGUUCCGCGCAUUUAUUUUCUGUCAAUUUUAGAAUUUAUUUGUAUAAAAUUUCAGGAGUUUUGUUUUUUAAAUAUUAUUUCCACGUUUAAAACACAUACAAAAUUAAAUCGGUCAACUGCGUGUCGUUUACACCCGUCAAUGUAUAGUAUAUAUAAAUUAUAAUAUAGGGUUAAGAUAUUUUGUUUAAUACUGACAGAACUACAGUUAACAUAUUUUCUUCGAAAUAAAAGGUUCGUUGGAAAUGUUUACGAAAUGCUAAUUUUGUCUAAUUUUUUCAGAAUUUCUUAUCGCAUAGUUGGGAUAUUAGAUGGGGAGGGAGUCAUAUUAUUAUCGAUUUUAUAUAUUACGAUGUAUCCAUCGGUAUUUAUAAAAACGUCACAUAAUGUGGACCUUUAUAUUGUGUUUUUUAUAUACCUUUUCAACGAUACUUCACGCAAUGGGCUGCGAGAAUUUGUCAUCUCUCGGUUUUAUGUAUAGAAAACUACCCUUACACUUUUUUGGCGAUUUAUUGACUACACAAUUGUAUGCCGAUUCACAUAAGACUCCUGUAGAAAUUCGACAAACGAAUGGGCGGACGACCGGACAUGAUGAAAUUAUAAGGGUUCUGUAACUGUCAUUUUGGAAAUCUAAAAAAUGGUAUUUAAAAAAUAUACAUGUAAUCGAAAAGAUUUUAAAGUACUACAAUUUGCACAAAAAAAUGAACUUUUAUAACAAAACCGUUACCUCGUUAAACCUCUUGUUUUUCAAAUUCGACCAUAACCUUUUUUUUUUAUCUAAUCUAUCCGUUGCACGAAAUGCAAAUACUUAAUUUUACGUUUAAUGAAUACUUAGUGUCCAUGAUGAAAUAGUCUCUUAAAAUUAAUUUUCCGCAGCACGAAUUUUAAUUUCAACAUUAAAAUCAAAUUGGCGACGGUUUACGAUGUCGGUAUACUUGCUAAUGGUUUUUAGGUAUUUAUACUAUGCUCAUUACUAAGACGUAGCUCAGAAUAAUUAUUUCAAGUUAAUUAUUGAGAUUAUACAUUAUAUUUUUUAUUUUAUUCGAAAAAUUAAACUUAAAACUGUUUAACUCAUUCUUUAUUUUUUUUUUCUUUAUAACAAGAAUUUUUUUUUAAAUCAAGUGCGUCUUGUUUGACGUAGGUUAUUAUAUAAUAUAGUCUUGCACAAACAAAACGGCAUUAAUUAAUGUUCUUUCGAAAUGCCGGUUGUAUACUUUUUAUUCUAUACCUUACACAAACUGCAUAAAGUUUUUAAUAAUUUGUUCACAUUAAAAAAAAAAGUAGUUUUCUGCUUCUUUUAAAAAACUAAACAAUAAUGUAACUUUAUUACACCAUGUAACACCACUUUUUUUUAUCAGCACGUCGUCAUCGUGAUGUUCCUAGUCGAAAUUAAUAAUACCACUACGAUACAGAGCACAGCUAAUAUGUUUUUUAAAACCGGUAUAGAAUUUUACUUAAUAAAAUCGGUUUCCGCGUUUAGAAAUGCGCAACCAUUAAUUUUGUAUACGCGAAACUGUAGAAGUGCGAUAUUAAAUCGAUAUUCGAUCCAUUUCAGAAAUAUUAAGCGUAACGAUAAAUAUAUUUUGUCGUUCUCGCGAUUACUUAUAUGCAUGUCUAUUUGUCUACCCACAAAUGAUGCGCGAGAAAAGCAAAAUAUAAAUUCGUACUGAUUUAUUCGAUUUCUUGGGCGUAAUAUUGCAUAGAUAUGACAAAACGCACGUUUCGAAAACUAAAUUUGACGACUAUGUCGUAGUACGUCCAAAAAAAAAAAAUAUUCAAUUGGACUGAAUCCAUAAAUAAGAGGCAGGUUAAAGGUAGUUUGCCAAUGCAUAAUCCAGCAAUGGUUAUUAUUGUUUUUUUCGGACUGAAUAUUUUAAAAAGUUUAAAUGUUAAAGUAUUAUAUGUAGGUAUAAGCGGAUGAAGAGCAAAAUCUAAUGGGAAAGUUUAUGGAAUGUAUAAAAUUAAGUAUUUCCGUUACGUGUUAACUCGUAUAAUAUAACUGCAGCAGUUCUGUUCGCCAACACAAUACCGAUUUAUAACCAACGUGCAAAAUAAGGUUAGCCAACUACAAAAAUUCGCUGAUUUCGUAAUACAGAUCGAUUUUGGGUAACGAAUACGACGUGUAUAAAUACAGUGUAGAUACGUAUCACAACAUCUGGAACGAAACGACAGUCGCGCUUAACUUUCGGUAUGUAUAUACAGACGACGCGUGUCAAUCGAUACGGACGAAAAAUUGCAGCAGUACACUAUAUAUUAUGUGUAAUACAGGGUGCAAUUCUUAUACAGUAAACCAACGAUUAUAUUGUCCACACGUGAAGAUUUCGAGUACAGUUUCACGUGUGGGAUUUUCCGAUCGUAAAAAUCUGCAAAAUCUAAUUUACUCGAAAUCUCCGUACAAAUAAUUAUAUAUCUUUAGUUCCAGAGUACUUUUACUAAAAGUAAAAUCAGUAAUUUUAUAUAAUUUUCAAUACGAGCAAAUUAAAUUUUAAUACAAAUCACUAAAUGGCCCUUAAUCAAAAUAUCGUUCUAAAUCAGAACCCAUGUCGUAUAAUUAUAAUAUGACUUCUGACUUUUUUUUUUCGCCAGACUAAAAGUACAUCAUACCUACUGAAGAUGUUCCGAUUUCCAAUGUAGUAAUGUGUGUUCGAAUACAAACAUGCAUUGAAAACGUUUUUAUUGUAUAUAUUUAUAUUAUUACAUAAGACAAAAUUAUCUUAAAAAUAUCCCAAAUUUUACUUAAACCCUUCUUCCCUGUGACCAAAGGUAUAGUUGCCGGUUCGUGAUGGAAAUACAUAAAUAUAAUCCGAUAAUCCGCGUGCACGACAAAGGUUCGCAAUAAUUAUUUGACUAUGGUAGACAAAAUAUGCCGAAUCUUCAUGACAUUCGCAUCGUUCCGUAUAAUAUAAUAAUAUAAUACGCUAAAUUAGAUAAUUAACAAAACCGAAGCCAUUAAAAGUAAUUAUAUCGAAUAGGAAAAAAGGCCCUUUUUUUUUUUUUUCGUGUUACUACUAAACGACAGACACACGACACGUGCUCAGCGCGAACGAUUUUAAUGAGUCUAUUAAUUUCAGAUUGGCAGCUAACGCAAACAAAACCUGACACGGAUCCAGAACUGGCCGAGGUACGUAUACACUAGCUAAAUUAUAGUAAACGUCUCUAUGCCAUACCGAAAUAUUCUUUGUGUGUAACAUUUUGAUCGCCUGUGUUUUAUUUUUAUACGUUUUCCAUAUAUACCUACCCCCCCCCCCCACACACACGCACACACUAGGUUUUUUUUCGUUUGUCACACGCACGCACACGUAUACAUACUCAUACACCGCACCACGAUGGAACUAUUUGUAUAAACAAGAGCCAACAUAUUUAUAUACUUACACGCGUGUAGAUUAGGGACGACAAUAUAAUAUGUGUAUUGCUGCUGUGCACUUUGUUAAAUAAAAAAAAAAAUAAUAAUAAUAAUAAUAAACUCUUCUACAUCUAAAAUAUUAUGUUAUUUUCUUUACGGCAAACGUUUGCACUGUAUACAUAUUAUUGCAUCUAUCUACAACCUACUCGUUUUAUUAUUAGUUUUUUUUUUACAAAAAUAAUAGAUAUUUAUUCAAUAUUUUCCCGCCUACUAACAUUAUUCAUUACGGCCGUAUUAAGUAUAAAAUGUAAACGAAAAAACAACAAAAUAUUUAGAUACGGAUAUCGAUAGUUGGUAUCAUAAAAGCAAAUUAUCGGUGGCGUGCCUGGAGGAAGGGCUAAGAGGGCUUCAGCCCUUCCUCCCCCCCCCUAUUAGCCGUGUUUAAAUACAAACAAAUUCGUAGGUACAAACUAUACAACAAUUUGAAAACUUAUUUCUAAUAAAAUAACAAUCACUACACUUUUGCACUACUUACUUAACUAAGUACAUAAAUAAUUAUUUUACUACAAAAUCAUGCAUUUUGCAAAAUAACUUUUAUAUAUUUGUAUGUAUUUUACUUUCAGUUUUAUGUAUAUAUGUAAAUUUAAUUUAGAAUAUUUAGCAACUCCUAUCGAAAAAUCCUGGGUACGCUACUGCAAAUUAUUAUAAUAUUUGUUUGUUUUUAAAUUUCUUUUACACGACGCAUGAUGCGUCACCACGACACUACACGUUUCCUGCUCCUAAAAAGUUAAUAAUCGUAACAUUUCCUUUUUUAUUUUGUAAAUCCUCAUUAUACAUCAAACAGUAAAUUAUAUCCUUUUUAUAUUUAAUAUGUAUGUGUAUAAGGUAUACAUGUAUGUAAAUAUUGUAAUAUUUUUUUAUACAAUAAAAACACGGCGGGUUCAAUGCGCUUUAUUUAUAAUUGUUUAAAGUGUACGGCGUUUAUUUUCUACGAUGUUCAAUAUUAAUUUUCAUAGCGAAUGUUUUGGCAACUUGCCGGCAUAAUGUAUGAAAAAAAAUACGUUUCUGCGUAGAAAAUAAUAUGAUAUUAUUAUAAUUGCUGACAAUACAAUAGCUAAAGAAAAAAUAAUAAACCGCUAUCAAAUCCACGAAAAAAAUAUUGUACUUCGUACAUUAUCGGAAAAAGGCUUGUCCAUUUUUUUUUUUUUUUUUUUUAUCUAUAUAAUUUGUUUCCUUUAUUUUAUUUGAUAUAAAUGACAAGAGAAUAUUAGUAAUUUCAAAAUUGAAUUUUUUCGUAGCGAAAACCAUACAAAAUUGACUUUACUGACCAAAGAUUUAUAUACUCGACAUUGUAUGUGGUUAGCGUUGUAGAAAAUAGAGAUUGCCGGUUUGAGAAUAAAUAGGUAGGUAUUAGGUACCCGUUUGAAUUUUGUAUACAGCCGACCUCGAUAUAAUUUAAAAUGUAAAAUGUCUCUCAUUCUCUCUCUCCGAGACUUUGUGUGUGUGUAAAAUUUACCAAUUAUUUAAAUAUUUACCGCAUAAGUAUAAUCCACUGGGCCCACGUAUUUUCCACCGGUAAUAACCGCGAAUAUUUUAAACUCGCAGACUAUAGUACGUUAUAGAACUGAAAUAUAAACUGAUUUUAUUAUAACGUCAGAAAUAAAUAAAUAAAUAAAUGUAUUAUUGUUUUCUUUUUUCAGUUAUAUCCAAUCGUUACGAUAUGCCCAAGCGAGGAUCACACCUACGACAACUGCUUCAAAACGGACAGGUAAUAACCGCGGACUUGUUGCAUUUCCAUUGGUAUUGUUGCUAUAUAAACUCGACAUAUAUAUAAUUAUACUCAGAUAACCCCAUCGCAACAACCCCUAUAACAAUACGUCAUACUAUAUAUUUAAAACGCGUAAUGCGUUUAGCGGGGGAGAUCGAAUAUGUGAAAAGACACCAAACACUAUAAGAACCUCUACAACUGGUAUACUGAAUAGUGUUAGCAAAUACUUGUAGAUCCAAAUACGGGACACACUUAGGGUUGCCAACCGUCCUACAUUGGGGAUGACUAGCCUAUACAAUUGUUUGAUUUGCCCUACGUCCGACGACCCGUCCUACAACAUUUAAUAUACAGUCUUAUAUUUGAAUACAUAGAUCUUACUGUUAAAAAAAAAUUUUUCAAACUUUUACUUCAUUACUUUCAUUGUAAAAUAUACAAAAUACAUUUAUAAAAUUCCAAAAAAAUUUUUUUUUUUUUUUAAGUUAAAUUACGUUUAGGUUAAUUUACGUUCAAAUAGUCUGCAAGUGUUGUUAACCUAUAGUAAAAAUGCUAAGUUUUUUUUAGUCCCACAUUUUACGUUUAAAUAGUUGGCAACACUAGCACAUACUGUGUAAAUUGCUGCGUUCUACAUGUGCGACGGUUGCCUAUAUUUAGCCCCUUACGCUUUACUUCUAGAAAUGUCAAUAUUGUUUAUAAAUGGUGUUAGUAUAUAGGCAACCCGUAGUGAAACGGAGAGCAAAAUAGAUAAGUAUCCCAGAAAAUUUUUUAAAAAAGUGUCCCGUAUUCUAAUCUAAUGCAGUAUUUGAUUUAAGUUUUAAAAUAAAUUAUCAUUUCAAUCCUAUUUUUUUACGCGUAGUAAAUUUGUUUUCUCUUAGUAAGUAUAACUUGGUGGUUGUUCUAAAUUCAUAAUGGGCAUAAUACAAUGACAAUUCAAUAAUUAUCGAUAGUUUUCUAUAAAAAAAAAAUAAUAAUAAUAAUAUUAAUAAAACUGUUAAAAUCUAUACCGGCACGUUCGUUUUCAACUGCAAAUAUAAUACAUGGUACUAAUAAUAAAAUAAUAUUUCGGUUAUUUUAUCAUAAAUCAAUAAUAAUAUUAAUGCUGUAACUAUAUAUUACGUAUAUGUGUUAUUGAUGUUAUAUUAUAGCGUUAUAACGUUAUAAGUGUUGAAUGCUAUGUACUAUAUAUUUAUAUAUAUAUUCAUACUCUGAAACUGUAUACAUUUGUAUAGUUGUGAUAUUGGUAGAUUGUUGCAGGCGUGACAUUCAAAAGGCUCUGUUUAAAUAAUUUUACUCGACAAAUUUCCUUUACGCGCGUAAAAAAAUCAAGUUUAAAGUUCAUAUUAUGUAUAGGUAGGUAUAGCAGGUUGCAAAGGUUGUAGACCACUGGUAUGGCGAAACGCUUUUGUAAUUAUGCGGUUUGCCGAGUGCCAUUACCGUACAGAAUUCGGUUCUAUUUACUUAGUAUACUGCGUUUACGACCAAUUCGUUACAAUAUUCUAUCAUUUUCGUACAUAAUAAUUAUUGUUAUAAUAUUGUUAUUACCUAUUUGAAUAGAAUGUAAUAGAAAUCGAUAAUUCUAACACUGUUCCUUCUACUUAUAAUAUACUUAUAAUAGGUAUAUAAUAUUAUACUACUAUUUCGGUUCUUUUUUUUUCAAACACCGGAAAUCCUAAUUUAAAGUGAAUUUCGACGAUUUAUUUGGAUAGCCGCGCGAAUUUGUAUUAUGAUUAACGGCCAAAUCGGUUUAAUUAGAUAAAUCAACGUGUAAAAUAAAAUUCCGAACGUUUAUACCUCGAUCAUUUUGAGAAUCCCCUGAACAUAAUAUUGAAUGUAUACAAAAAUUACAAUUAUUAUACUAAUAUUAUAUACAGCCGUAAGUAUAGUUGAAAUACCUAAUUGCAAACUAAAAUAUACAUAAUUAUAAAGAUCCCGAGUGGAGCUCGGUUGAACACGGUUUUUUCUUCUAAUUAUUUUAAUGUAAACGUUAUUAUCAUUUUUAUAAUUAUUAUACUAAACACGUUACAAACGUUACAACCUUCGUGCGUGUUUAACGAAAUUUAUCAAACAUUUGUACUUCAUAAUAUAAGUAAUAAAUAUCAACGAAUGUGCACAAUUUUCUGUUUUCCUAAACGAUGGAUAAUAUAUUAUUGUAGAUAUGGAAACUUUUUGAGCUCUUUUUAAUACCUGAAAAAAAUUAAUUUUUAGCAUCCCAUUUAAGUAUGUAAGUCUAUUGUGCCUAAAAUUCAUUGCUUAAGUCCCUAUAUAUUAUUGUAUAACAUUAUAUAGGUAACCCGCUCAGCUCCCAAAUCGAGUUAAACAUACGUUCGAAAGUGAUUGCAUUAUUUGAACUGUAUAUUGUUGGAAAUCGAUAAAAAAAAUGUGUUUUUAUAAAAUACUUACCUAUAGAACCGUGGAUGAAAAAUCCACAUCUUUUAAGAGAGGUGAGGAGGUUUUGAAGCAUUUUUACUCACCGAAAUAUAGUGUUUUUGUGUUUUUAAAGAUAAAAAAAUGUACAUCUUAAUAAAACAUCUAUAUAUAUAAAUAGCUCACUCCAUUCAGAAUCUGAAACGUGUUACUAUAAAUUCUAUUACAGUUUUUCAAAUAUACGAACUGUCGGUUUUAAAUUUAAAAUGACAGUAUACGGAAUACUUGACUAGGCACAAGAUCAGUGUGUAGAUAUGGCUAUAUACUGUUAGAGAAAACGUUCUUUCGUAAAAUUAAGGAUAAGUACCUACAUAACAUUUCCUGUAUAUUUACACAAAUAAUGGUCCAUCUUAAUAUUUACAUGGACCGUUUAAGUCUAUACAAUUUAAUGAAAAGAUAGUGGAAUUUUAGAUUCUGAAAGUAGCGAGAAAUGUAUUGGUUUUACUAUGACGCUUGUGGCGUAUGCUUUUAGACAAUUUUUUCUUUUUUAUGUCUGAAGAACUUUUCUACAAGAUAUUUUGCUCUAAUCAAAAACUUAACAUAAUUUUUCUUAUACAAUUUUAGAUCUAAUUGGUGCAUUGAGGAGGUAAAUUUUUUUAGUUUCUUUAAUAAUGGGAAAAAAACCAGAACAAAUACAAUAUAGGUUUCUGUUAUUUAGAAUUUUUUUUGUAAUUUAGUCAAAACUAAUCAUAUAAACCUGUAGUUUUCAUCAAGUAUCGCACUUAUUAACACUUUUUAAACAUGGUCAAAUUUUCAAAACAUUUUUCCUAUUUUUGAACUAUUUAUAGCCAUUUUAAAUGUUCAAGUUUCAAUUUUUAUUUGGUUUUAUACUUUUAUGUGGACACAAUUUUUUUUGACUUCCCAAAAAUGUUUAAAAAUUAGAUACAAGAAGUUUAUCAUGAUUUAUAGAAAAACAAAAAUGAGUUUAUAAUGUAGUAAAAUACAAUUGUACGUACUAUUUUCCGAUCUUUGUGAAUACAACUUUUUUGGCUCCAUACAAAUGCUCGAUGAUUUGAAACGAAAAAACACUGAUGGUAAUAAUUGUUAAUUAUUUAUUUUACUCGUUUUUUAAUAAAAAAACAAAUUGCAAUUUAUUUUCCCCGAACCCAUUUGUGAUCUCCGUGCAGCUCUAGUUUACAACGUAUUAUAUCGCAUUUACAAUUCUACAUAUUAAUUAUGCUAUUAUUUUUAUAUAUAUAAUAUUACAUCGUAAAUCAUUGAACAAUAGACCAAAAUACCAAUUGAUUUUAUCGCUUCGUUUCAGCUAAAUAUUUUGUGAGGUAGUACUCAUACUAUUAAACUAAUAAAAAUAUCGAAAUAAAACAAUUCUAUAACAGCAGAGUUAUCGAACAUUUGUUUUCUUCUUUACGGUUUGCUUUAGAUAAUAUUGUAUACUAAUGUACUAAUUUUAUUUAUAUUUAAAAUCGGUCUUUGAAAUGAUAUUGUACAAAACAAUUUACAAACUCACGGAGAUUAAACGCUAAAAUGAUAGGUAUUAUGUUGGUCACACAUUUUUUACUUGAAACCUAUAUUUUCGAUUUGAAUUAAUAUUUUAAUUUUAUCGUGUAGAAAGUUUUUUUUUUGUAUAUAGCACCACCCUUCUUAUAAACAAUUCAUUGUUAUUAGUUAUUACUUCAAACUCAUUAUGCUAUGGUUCUACAGUGUUACGCUUUCGACCACGCACAACCCACUCUACUUAUGCACUAAUUUUGUUCGGGCCAAGGCCUAAAAACAAAACUACCACAAUGACAAAAAUAGUAAAAAAAAAAAAAAAAUCAUUUCAAAACAUAUUUCUAUAGAUAUGAAUGAAAUAACUUAAUGUAACCUAUUUUACCAAUUUCCCAUUUACAAUAGUAACACACCAGUCAGCAGUAUCAGCUUUUGUUAUGUAAGUUCGAUAAAAUAUAACUCUUCACGUAUGUAUUACGUUAAUUUUUCCAUGUAUGAGAAUUGUUUACAUUUUGAAAUCACUCUGUUGUAAAAAGAGAAUAAUACUGGAAACUUUUUUCUUUCCGAGACCUCGGGAAGUCAUGAGAUUUCUGAUUGAACUACACACAAUGAUCUUAUUAUUAUUAUUAUUAUCAUAAAUAAACCUAUACACCUCCAUUCUCCAGACCUACAGCUUCCAAAUUAUUUCUAGUUCAAAUCUCCCUGUCGACAACGGUAUCUCGCGUAUUAUACGGCGCAACCCUUUGUUAAUAAAAGACAAUUAAAUUUAAAUCAUUCGCCGUCGAGUGUCUGUAUACAAUUUCGUGCAUAAUGCACUUACAUUAUCUCUCUCGGAUUUAUUUGAUCAAAUAUAAUAUGUAAUCUAAUUCUAUUUUAAUAAUAAUAUUAUAUUUAUCGUUUUGGACCCGUCAGAAAUUAUGAAACUAUACAGAAGAGUACAAAACAAGAAAAAACAUAGAUUUGUAUAAAGCAAUGUAUAAGAAAUUUAAUAUUAAAAUAUGUUACCCAAACAUUACAGCCUAAAAUAGCAAUAGGCCAUGUAUGGUGAGCUGAGGAAAGUAGGUACCUACUUCGAAAUGUACUAUGGGUCAACAAUCCAACCGGUAAACGCCCCGGGUUAAAGACCCUGGAAACGGUAGUCAAUUCAAAUGAAUUAAGUCAAGACGGUGAAAUUGGACUAAAACGACAAAUGGUACCAGAUAUAAAGGCUUAAUGGGAGCUGUGAAGGGCCUUAAUGGCCAGCAAAGCGAUAAAUAAAAAUACAAAUUUUGGCUUUCAAUUCAUAUAAUUAAUAUUCUGCUUGGUGACGUUAUUGAAAAUAUACUUCGAUUGGGGGAAGUAGUUUUUUUUUGAUAAAAUGUUCUAAGAGUUUUCAAUACUAUUGAACAAAUUUCGAGAGCACUGAACUCUCGGAUGAAGUAGGCAGUAAGUUUUUUUUUUUUUUUUUAAUUAUAUACGCAUUUAAUGCACAAACUAUCGGCAUUCGUUUUCGAACGGUGUAACCUAGAAACAUUUGAAUAUAAAUAGAUUUCCCCCCUGAAAACGUUUAACGCGUGUCGAUCUGAUGUCCGAAUGAAUGAUGUACUAUUGAAUAUAAAAUAUAUCCCUAUAAGCUGUAGGUAUCUGAAGUUUGGAUUGGUAUCCCUAAAAACAAAGUGAAAAUCGUAUGUAAUCACAUACUCGCCAUCCAUCCAUAACUCCUGUCGAAACUUUAAAUUGAUAAAAUAAUUAAUAAAACACUUUGACCUAAAAUGCUGACGAUAAUAGAAAUGUCAGUAUUUUAAAAUUUAAUUUUCGCAAAUAUACAAUUAUAUAAGUACAAAAUCCGCACAUAAUUUAUACCAUGAAUAGGUACAAAAUGUUUGAAAAUUUAACGUGGGGUUGAUUAUAAUUAGGUACACUGAAUAUUAAAAAUAAAAAUGUUAAUGCAAUGUACCCAGUAGUUUAUAAACUCCUUUAAAUUCAAAUGUUGACAAAAAUCUUUAAAAUUACGGCAUUUCUAAACGUGUUUAACCGAACUUCGCUCAGAAUUGUAUUUCAUUACCAAUGAUUUAUCGUUGUUUACAGAUGUAGGUAGAUUAAAUAACUCUGCGGAUCCUUCCCAACCUCCCGUCUACAAUAGUGCGACACCUAUCAGCAGUAACAUCUCUUUUUUCCGAUAAUGUUAACAAUAAAAGAUAAAUAAAUACAUUUUAAUAUGAAUAUAUUAGGCAUAAGCCGUCGUAUGCCCACCGAAAUUAUAUUCAAACGACGCAUAUUGUAAGUUUGAAACUCGAUAAAAAUUAGAAAAAAAAAUUGCGACGUAGAAAAUAUUUUAUUAGUAAAGGUAAACUUGUCAUUUUUUUUUUUUUGCCAGCCAAUUCGCGUCCCGAAUUGAAAAUCGCAAUUUCGCACUUGCACGCGUCCUGCGCCUACGCGGCGGCGAUACGGUUUAUCGUUUAUUUAUUUUAUUUGUUUCGAUUAACAUCCUCCGGUAUCGUGUCUCUUUCAGCUUAUGCAAGGAGGACGCCGAAGAACGCCGAAAGAUCGUGGAGGGCGCGGACGCGCUGUUGAACUUGGCGGGCAUCACCACGCGCCGCCUUCGCAAGCGUUCGUCGAGCGUCGAGUGCAUCGACGCCAAGCGGGAGUGCACCACCGCGGACACCCUCAGGCAGAUGAUGUACCUGAAACGGCAGACGGUGGUCGCCGCGGCCGCCGACAACAACAACGAACAGCCGCCCCCGUCGGUCAUAAUCGAACAUCACAAGGACAAGUUCAGAUAAAACUCGCCCUGCCGCGACGUUCCCGUGUUGUGCGCGACAGCGUGUAUAAUAUUGUGCGUGUGCACCGCGUACGCUAAUGCCACGUGCGUAACCGCACUGUGCGCUACGUCGCCGUAUCGAUGUGUGUAUGCCUAUUGCACACGUGCAUUAUAAUAUUGUACACCGUAGCCUACUCCAUUAGCAUUUUGUUGACUAGUUUAUAUUAUUAUACAAUAUUGUAACACAAACGAUGAUGAUGAUGAUGAUGAUGAUGAUGAUGAUGAUAUUGAUAUUAUUAUUAUUAUUAUUAUUAUUAUUAUUAUUAUUAUUAAAAUGAUAUAUAGUUUUAUUCUCUAUUUAUACUUACGAAGAAUAAAAAAUUGAAAAAAAAAAAGAAGAGAAACGUAUAAUAUUAUUAUGAAAACAUGAUAUAAUAUAACGCUUUUAACCGAGCGUCUUAGUUACAAAUAAAAAUAAAAUUGUUUAAGGUAUAUUAUUAUUAUUAUUUUUUUUUUUUUUUUUCAAACCGGUGAUAGGUUUCUCUUGAGUACUGCAUAAUAUUGUGUUAUUCGAUUGUUUUCGACGUCUUCUUGCUCUUAGGAAGCACUGUGAUAGUAAUUUUAAACAUAAAUAAACUUAUUAUUGUUUUUUUUUUUUUUUUUUUUUUUUGUUUGGUAUGACCAAACAAAUAUUUUAUAAUAUUAUCAAUGACAAAAAAAAAAAAAAAUUGCCAGUCUAUUCACCGUAAAAAUUAUUAUACUAAUAUUGUUAAUAACUUCUUUUUUUCUUCUCUUUUUUGUUAAGUUUAUUCUUAUGAUAAAUAUAUAAUUAAAUAUAUUAUUAUAAACUAUACAUUUUAGAAUUUUCUUUUUUUUAUCUUUUCUGACCAUCUAGUAACACCUAGUUCAUGACAAUUACAAAAACAUAAAUAAAUAUAUAAAAUAUAUUAUGUGCUUCUGUGAAGUAUUAGUGUUCAGAGACAAUCAGCGAUAAUUUAUUUUGGUCUUUUUAAUAAAUACUACCAAACUAUUUAGAGUAUUUAAUUUUUUACUGAAAUGUAGCAAUAUCUAGUUUAAAAUAUAACAAUAUUAAUACUUUAAAUCAUCCAUUAACACAAUUAGUCUAUUUUUUUUUUUUUUUUUAAGUUUUUCUCUUAGCCUAACAAAAUAUAAGUGAGUUCCGAUAACAACUAUUUAUUGAGUGUUAUUUAAAAAAAAAAAAAAAAAAAAAAGACAUUAAUACAAAUCAACAUUUUUAUCAUUAUGAAUAUUAUUUAGUUUUAAUGUUUUUUUUUUUUUUUUAUUAUUAUUAUUAUUAUUACUACUAUUAUUAUUUAUUUAUUGUUUUGAAUUUUAUUUUAUUUUUUGUUUUGUUUUUAUUUUAUUUUUUUAGGUAAAUCUUUAGCUCCUUUUAUUUUUUAAUAAAUAUACCUGCUCUUAAAAAAAUGACCCAUCAAAAGUUUAAGCUACAUAUAGAGAUUCUUUGUAAGGGCAACGUAUUUACCUGUUUAUAGGCAAUAGUAUUUUUAUUAUUAAUUAUUAUUGUUGGUUAAAGAAAUUAGUCAAUUGUAAUUAUUAUAAUGCUACUCUUUUUAUUUAAAAAUAAUAAAAAAAUGAUAAUAAUAAAGCAAUAAAAAUGUUAUAUUAUCUAGAUAAUAUUGAUUCAUUUUUUUUUUUUUUGUGUUACCCUUUCUUUGUUAAUCGUGAGUCAUGAAGCAUAACUAAACAUGUUAUACAAAAUUACUACCACUUAAAAAUGACUAGUAUUUAUGUUUGAACUGAUCGUAAUUAUCAAAAAAUAGUUUCCGGCACAUGAACUUGGCUUUUAAUCUUGAACAAAGUAAAAAUAUGCC